AUGCCCAAGUCUUCACCUUGCGUUUCCCCGUGGUCCUCCCUCUGGCUGGCAUCUCUGGCUUCUUUAGUAGUGCAAUCGGUGCUCUCUUCCUCCUACUCUUCCUCGUCUACAUAUCAGAGAUCUGGAACCAGCGGGAAGCGACCGGGCUUCAUGGAGAGGACACUGAUCCUGCUGGAUGUCAACACCCGCAGUCCGAUCAGAGUCCUCAACGACAACUUCCUCUCUCUGCAGCUGGACCCCUCGAUCAUCAAAGACGGCUGGUUGGACUUUCUGAGGUACCGAAGAGCUUUUGCGACAACAUGAACCACUGCUGAAAGUUUGGUGCCUCUCAUAAUCAUUGCGCAUGCAGCCACGUUGUCUAAUGGAGUGAAGUAGCACGUUUCUUCCUGAGUCAGAGGGCUGUAUUUAGAAGUCUAAUGCUCCAAAUCAGGGAGUUAGUUUUCACGAGAUGAUCAAACUCAGACUCCUGUGAUCAUUUAGUUCAACAUACAUCAGUUUUGUGGAGAUAGUGUCACUGCAAACAUUAGGUUCAUCUGUGAGCCUCUAACUCGUCUCGUUUAAUAACUUACAUUACGCAAAGUUUGGCCUGAGCUUAAAUUUAUUAUCACGUCUGAUUCUGCUCAUGCUCUUUUACACUUGCAUAAACAGAGAAUUAAUUGAGAUGAACUGACUUCCGCAGGCUGUGAUUUCAUGAUUAUUUACUUCAGCGUGUUUCUUUGAGCGUUUAGGAUAAAAAUCAAAAGACUUUAAUCUGUUCCUCUUAAAUAACAUUUCCAGUUUUUAGAUUUUUCACUAAAGUCAAAGUCUAGGAAAGGUCAGCUUAGGUCAAACUUUAGUCACUUAGUUUUUGGUGGCACAUAUCAGACAGUGUAACUGAGCGAAUGCACGUAAAUCGCAUAGUGCUUGCAGAAACAAUCCUGACUAACAGAGCUCUAACUUUGUUUUUUAGUUUACAUUCAUACUGACAUAAAUACAGAUACACGCGUUUCAGUCUUCUCCUCCUUCUUGUUAUUUUACAAAAAACACAUUUAGGCGAUUUAUAAUUUCCCAAUCCAACAACACAACGGCCGGAGCGGUUUUUAUCAUCAUUUAUUUCUUCAAAAUAAACUCAUCAACUUUAUUCAAGGCUGCUGGGACACUGUUUAGUUAUUUCAAAAUUAAUACCAAGUAAAUCAGAGACAUAUUCACCAAUUAUAAUUUUAGAAGCUUCAUGUUAAAAAGGCUAAAACAACUCCAACAGCAGCACAGCGCCGUGAUAAAAUAGACUUACAUUCAAUUCAUGCAACUUUAGUAAACUUAGAGUAAAUAAAUUAUAUAAACCAAACUGUAAAUUAGGCCUAUACACAAAAAGUAAAAUAUGAGGUUUAUUCUGCAAUAGUCGAUAUGAAUAAUUAAAGUAAAUAAUAUUUUAAAAGUGACCUAUACGGUUCAUUUUUCGGAUAAAAUGUAACCAGUCUUUUAUGCCACAUUUUCCCACGAUACUUCUAAACUGUUCGUAUAAAUGAUUUUGUUAUAGUCCAUCAAUAUUUUAGCAAAUUUUUAAAUGUGUGUUAACUGCAGAGAGCACACAAAGCAAUAAAAGGACUGCUUUGUUUUUAAUUUAUCUACAGCUGCAGGGAUGAAGAGAAAAAGCAGCAGAUUAUUCGAGGGUUUCUGUUGACAUUUCUGCACCCCUACAUUUCCGUAAAAUUGGACAUAUUCCCAGGAAAUCCUUGCAGCUCCUUCACAUUCUGAUUCUGUAUUACUUCAUCCCCUCGCUCCUUCUUUUACUCACUGUAGCUGCUCCUUCCCUCCUGCUGUCAGAUCAUGUUGAAGCUCAGCCUGUUGCUCCGGGCCUCUGGUGUCAAUGAGGAAAACAGGAGUCCAGUUUUUAGACAAGGCCCACCGAGCUGUAAUGGUUUCAGCAGAGUUCUUGCGUAAAGACUGAGAUUUCCUGUUUUUGUAAAGCGGAUUUUUAACGCCUGGAUUUUUCUUAUUUUGUGUGAAGUUAACAGAGCGAGGCUUUAGUAAUGCAGCAGAGAGAAAAAGGGCGAGCCGCUUUGUCUCAUUCAGAGCCAUAAACACAGAUUCAAACACACACACGGCGUCAUAUUUACGCACUUACGUAGGUGUCACCGUGUCCCGCGUGUGUCCGCAGCUCCAAACGGCUCGUGACCUUGGCGCGCGGCCUGUCGCCUGCCUUUCUGCGUUUCGGUGGAAAGAGGACCGACUUCCUGCAGUUCAACAACCAGAAGAACCUGGCUAAGUUCAGAGGGCCGGGACCAGACUAUUACCUGAAGAACUACGAGGACGGUAAUUAUACACUUAACACUCCCCGUCAAAGUCCAAUUAUUACGUUUUGGUUUUACUGUUUUAGGUAGGCGAGUUUUAUUGUUGUAUUUAAAACAGUAGAGGACAAUAUACGACACGCCUUUAGGGUGGAAUACCUAAAUUAAACAGCAACAAUAAAGUAGCCUAAAGCUGCCGAAAGAGUGACACAAAUUUAACGUUAUUCAUGAAGUUGGACUCAUAUCGGCGCUUGUAUUACACUGCAUUAGUUAGUAGGGGAGAGUGGGGUAAGAUGAGCCAUCAAGGCGAUCUUAGUUUUGUCUCUAACUAGUGUAUCUGCAUAUAUUUUAAGAUGUUGUUCAUACCCGCAAACCAACAGAACGAGUGUAAACAGAACUGUAAUCUUGAUAAUAUAGCAUGACAAAACAAAGUGGUCUCCUAUGGUCAACUUAACUCUCCACCCCAGCCCUCCCUCACCUUCUCUCUCCCUAAAUAACAGUCACUUCUUCACAUUCAUGUUUUUUUUUAAUCUGUUAUACACUAUUCAACUGGUACAAUAAUUCUUCUUAUUAAAAUUAUUGCAUAUAACUGCUAAAAAGCUGUUUUGUAAAAAGCCAUUUUAACAUGAGAAUGUGAUUCAGAACAUUCACAGCUGUAUUUCUGAAAAGAAAAAGUCAAACAUUUCAACAAUCUGAACUGAAACUCUGAUCCUCUCAUCAUGCUACCAGAACUACUAUGAUGACUCUAUUAGUCCUCUAAGCUAAAAUGGUGGACUUUUAUGUUAGGUUUUUGACCUCAUGUUGUAGCUCAUAGAUACCACAAUUGAUGUAUAAAACAAAUUUAAAAUGAUCUUUUUUUGGUCUGAACACAAUUCUAAUAAAACUUAUGACAGACUAAAUUCACUUUAAAGAGUGAAAAAUGUUUUUUUUUUUUGUAAAUGAAUGUCUAACCCCUUCACCCAUGUGCUUCUAACCGUCACAGACUCCAUGAAUUGAUGCCCAUCUCCUAAAUAUUUGGUCACAUGAUCAAUUUCUUCUACCAUUUCCAAGCAACAGGGGGUGGCUCAACUUACCCCACUCUCCCCGACACCUUUAGGGUGGAAUACCUAAAUUAAAGAGCAUUAAUAAAGUAUCCUACAGCUGCCAAAACAGUGACUCAUACAGGUUCUUGUAUUACUCUGCAUUAGUUGGUAUUUAUAAAACGCAACAUACCUUGUAAAGCAUAUGUAGUGGUAUAAUUAACUAAAUUAAUAAUCAGGUCUUAAACUGUAUGAAGACUAAUACAGUUGUGCAGUCUUAAAUUGCAAAACAAACAUUGAAACAAGCUCCUUCAGUGAAAGUACAACACUGAUAUUAAUGUCGCAUGCAUUUCUCCUUUUUGACGCCCCUUUGCAGACAUAGUGCGCAGUGACAUUGCAUUGGACAAACAAAAGGGCUGCAAAGUGGCCAACCAUCCUGACAUAAUGCUGGAGCUGCAGAGGGAGAAAGCCGCCACCACACAGCUCGUCCUGCUGAAAGAGCAACUGUCCAACAUCUACAGCAACAUCACGAUAACAGGUAGGAGAUCACACACACACACACAAAAAAAAAAAUAGGUCUCUUUUUCUCCCUACAUGUUGCACUUUUUCAUUCGGCUUGGUCUUGACUCUGGAGGUUACUCGCAUUCGUAUACGUGUGCGCUUACUUGCCUGUACUUACACGAGGUUCAAAGCAUGCCAAUGGAAACCAUCAGCUUUCAAAAUGACAAAUGUAAUUUGUAAAGAAGGAAUGUGGGGAUGGAUAGAGGGGUGCAGCGGCAGAAAGUUGUAAACAAAGCGCUGACGCUUUCAUUUGUUGCACUUAACCUGACCGCAGAAGACAUCUCAGUCUCGAUUUUGGGUGGGCUGUAUUACUUAUCUUUUACUGAGAUGCAAACAAGAGAGUAAAUGAGGAAUGUGUUCAUUGAAUUAUCAUUUAGCAUUUGACUUUGGCCAGGACUUUGUUGUAAGCAGCCGUAUAAAGACAGUGUCAGUCUUUAUAGUCUUCAUUUAAAAUUGAUGAAUAUGCGUGUACAAUUACAAAAUGUGAAUUUUUUUUAAUCACAGAUUAAGCUUUGAAGUGAUCUGUUGGUAUUCUCGUUAGGGUUUCAUAGAGCAAAUUAAAACUACGUAUGUUAAUUUGAUAAUAGACUGUCAGCUACUGACCUACAUAAAUAAAUCAAUAAACCACACAACUGUUUAGCAGAUUCUCCGGGGAAUAAUACACCCUUGCUAUUUUUAGUCUUUACUUCGGUGUCUUGUUUUUGCACAGAAACACUUAGAGACACAGUGGGUGUGGAGCUUUUCAGCCCACCAGAAUUAUUGCUCCAAACAGCUGUGGAUCUGAGAAUUCAUUGCAGACUCAUUGGCAGACUCAAAAGAAAGAUGGCCUGGUGUCACCAGAGCAAUCCACCUUGUUGAAUGGGUCUGGAACCGUUCAAUUAAUUUCCUUUUUACCAGGGAUACUGGCAAAAGCUGUGUACAGAUGUGCCCCCGGGGGGAGAUUGGUCAGACCUGUAACCAAUCAGAUUAAAGCAGCGUGUGCCGUAUUGCAUAGCAAUGAAAAAUAUGAACAGACGGUGGCAAUGAUUUCUCUUUCCGAUGAGCGUAGGUGUUACAUUUUGAUUUACAGAAAGUACAUGAUCCAGUUUGUUUAAAACAGCUGCUUUAGCACAUUUAUGGACCUCCCUGUGGCAGAAGCUUCAUUUUGGCUGUGUUAUGUUAUGUAACCUGUUUUAUAAAUACAGGACUAUGACCAGGUUGGUGUAUCUGACACCGAGGGGGAAUUGUUUAAAAUGACACGACACCGCCAGACGAGGAGAAUAUAUUUUAAUGUUGAAACUGAACAGACUUUUUAAAGGGUUAAAAGUGAAAAUACAGCACUGCUCCGUGUAGACCUAGAGCGUGUAGACCUUAGUUGUGCAUUUUGGACAGGCUUGGACAGAAAAGGCUCCAUUUUUACCCAAAGUGAAACCAGUGAGAGGUGUCCAAAUAUUUUCAAUUGUCAUCGGUGGCCUCGCCUGAGUGUGUUUUUAAUGUGUUUUCCAUGUUUCCAGAAGGUCCCUGGGAAGAAGCAACUGUCUGCAAGUUUGCAAUGAUUGAUUAAGGUGGAUUUGAUGGAUAUAUAUAUAUAACUAUACUAAAUUUUCAAACAGUCUCAAGUGCGUCGGUCAAAACACAGCCUUGUUGAAUAAUUUAUCAAAGUAGGCAGAUGCAGAGAGUAAGAUGUGGGCUUGUUUUUGUGAGGAGUCAUGUCAGGAGUCCUGAAGUAAACGCUGCAGCUGUGCUUAGAGGUUACAGCUCUUUGGUUUCUAAUUUGCUGAUGAUCACCAUUAACCUAAUAUUGUUAAGUCAAUAAUACUGGUUGUGAAACUGUGAUCAUGUUUCUGAGGUUCCUGGAGUAGUGGUGUCAGAAAAUGGGUUUAUGGUGGCCAGUUUGAAGGGUGCAUUGUAUUUAAAAUGUAUUUAAGUUCAAGUAAAAUGUUAAUUGACAUCAUGGUGUCUGUAACAAUUCCACAAAUUUAUCAACAUAUGUAAUGAUAACCAUAUUUGGUCAACAUGCGGGCACAGCAAAAAACAAAACAAACAACAAACAAACAACCCCCCCCACCCCCCACAAUGUUAGAAAAAGAUGAUAAAAAUAGCCUAUAAUGAAACAAUAUAAGAUUUUAAUGUUUAAGGAUUUAAAAAACUUCAAUUUUAACAUGCAGGGAGAACAGUAAAGAUAAUAAAAAUGAUAAAAUCACAACAGUCACAUCCAAAAAAUCUGUUAAAAAAAAACAGAGCUCAUGUUUGACACAACAGUACGGUUAUUGAACCGAAGUGAAUUGAAUUUAAAUAGUUUAUUUUGAGGCAGUAAAAAAGAAACAAAUCUCCAAACAGACAUUAAGACCCCAAAACACCAAAUCUAUAGACAAUGCAAAUAAAAAUAAUAAUAAUAAUGAGCAAUAGCAGUUUUGUGUAAAUGUCUAAAAAAGGGUAAUAAGAAGUAAUAUUUUUAAAAACAACACAUAGUCUUUAACAAUAAAAUUAUUUUGCCUUUACAUAUUUGGAAUUAUUAUCCAUAUAAGUGUGUGUGUGUGUAUAUAUAUAUAUAUAUAUAUAUAUAUAUAUAUAUAUAAUAAAAACUAAUAUAAUAAACCAUAAUAAACCAGAAAAUGAAACAAACAGCUCCUGUCUCCCACAUGUGAUAUGUUGCUAAUUUUCUUCAAAUUAUAACCAUGUUGCUGCAAAAUCCUGCGCCCGCUUCCUGUCAUUAACAGGAUAUUAGGGCCUACUACAACAAAUAGAUAAUGUGCUCAGCUGCAGCAUGGAGGCUUUUCAGAGCAGGUUAAAGUUGAUUUAACAAAUACUGAUUAAUUUAGGAAAUAUGCCAAGUAAAUAUUUACUUUUGCGCAGACUGUGAUUACUUUGGUUAUUUGCUUUAAAUUUAAAUAUAUAAAUAUUCUGAUGUAUUGGGUGGGCCCAGUGAUGAAAUACAAGUGGAAAAUAUUGGCACAGCACCACUAAAGGGGAUAAGUAAUCCUCAGUGGGUCUUUUAUCCCUCAGGCUGAAUAUUUUGGCAUCAUUUCACUGAUUGAUUUGCGCCCCUUUGGAGGAUUGUGUCAUUUCAGAUGGGAACUUCUGCUGGCUUAAUGGUUUAUAGUAAAUAGUGAGAAGUAAGGCCGACAUAAAGUGGCAUCAUGCUGCUUUUGAGCGGCUGCCAUUGUUGUUAUCUGGCACGUCAGCAGGGAAGCAGAGGACGAAGCCAAGCAGAAGGGUUUUAUUCACAGUGAGCUGAUUUGCUGUGAAAUGUUCUCACAGAUACAGUCAUUCACGCUUUUUUGGAGAUCUUAACUUCACGUGAUAAUGAAAACUGUGAGAAUCAGAGAGGGAAUGACAUGCAGCGAAGAGCCAAGGGGUGGAAAUCAAACCAGAGAGGAUUCAGUGAGGAUUUAUGCUGCAUAAGUGAGGCUACGGCUAGUUAGCUUAGCUUAAAAACACAAUGUGAUACAAUACAAGAUGUAAUAAUGAUAAUAAUAAUAGUAUUUAUACAUUUUAUUUAUCAUGCGCUUUACAUUUGAGAAAACAGACCUCAAAGUGCACAUUAGUAUAAGGCAAUAGUAAAUCUAUCUGGCUAAAUCACCAUGGUAACUUACCCUAAACUCAUCAUCCUUUCAGAAACACAGCUUUAAACCUCAGACAUACCUUUUAGAUCAUCACCUGGUGAAGUAUGAAGCAUUUUGUAACCUUAACCUAAUCUACCACCUCCAGCCUUGCUCACAUUUGUUGCAAAAAUCCCUCUUCAUGUGACGAUAUGAUACCACAUGACAAAAAAAACUGAUGUGGUGCAAUAGUAAACAAUAUACUAAGGUAACAAUACAACAGGAAACAACACAAUUUGUGAUGAUAUAAUAUACUAGGAUAAGCUACAGUAUGUGUACAGUACAGCACAGUUUGAUAUGAUAAGCAGAAGCUGAACUUUUUAAGAAAUUAAACUGAUGCAGAAGUGCUGAAAAGUGAAGUUCCCCAGAGUGUUAGCUCGAUGCCGAGGAAAUCACAUACAUGCUCAUUCAAAAAGGCAAAACAAACACGUUUACAGCUUGUUUGAAACAAUAAUGUGGGCUGGAAUAGUUCAUCUUUUCUCUGAACACACAGUACAGUGAGUGGAUAUUUUACAAUAUACUUAUUUAGAAGAUGUUUGACUGAUUACUGGCACAGCUGACCCGACUGAAAGUUAGGCUGUUGUAACUCAAGAGUAUCUCCAUGUACAGUCUGUAGAUGUACUUUGGAUACUGUGUCCUCUGUCUGUAACUUAAAUAAAACAACAAACAGAGUGUAUGGAUAAUUUGACAGACAUGCUAAAGGUUGAACAGCUGGACUCUUAUACUUCACUGAUUGAAAAAUCAAGUGUGUAUAGUAAAGACAGACUGACAUGUACGUAUAUGGCGUAUAUGCCCCAGACACCCAUAUAUUCCCGGUUGAUUACUAUGGCAGCUGCUUAAAGAACGACAAAUAAAUGAUUUCCUCUCUGUUUUGUUUCGCUCAUGAAGCUUACAUUAGCCCAUGUGCUAAAAAGGUCAUCACUGACAAUUACAUACUGUAAAUUGAGGGUUAAUGAUAACCCUCAAAAUACAGUAUAUAACGUUAUCCAAGCAAACAACUGUAAAUGUCGUGUGAAGUGUGCACUAAACACAUUAGCUUUUCGAUGGUCGCCUCUAUCCUGAUAAGAAAAGAUAAGAUAAGGAGAACAUAUCUUGUAUUAUUAGACUGGAUGGAGGCGCAUUUAACGUCGCAUUUAUUGCAUUUAACUAAAGUCUCGUGUGUUUUUGCUGGUGUUUUAGUUUCGACACAUUAUGGUCACUCCCUCUUUUCUGGAGCCCGACAGCACAAGACCAACAUUUUCAGACUUUUGUUUCCCAAACUAGCCUGUGGUGGCAGGUUUUGUUUCUCUCCAGUUUUUCCUUCUUUUACCUUUGGCUAACAACGCAAAGUUGUCAUGACAACAGCACUCAAAGGGUCAAUAUUGAAGUUUAAAGGUGGGGUAGGCAUGUAAACUCUACCCCUCCCAACCAGUUAUCCCCUCAGCUCCUCCUCUCCCCUUAAGCCCCGCCUACAAACAGACGCUCCUGCUCACUCGUAUCGUUCCAAUUAAAUUCAGAUAUAAUGCAGAUAAAUACUCAGAGAAUUACAAAUGGGAAAGAUUACAGGGUCAAUAAGAUCCCGAAGCGUUUCCCAUCGUUUGCCUGACUGAUGUUGACCUGGUUGUCCGGUCUACCUCCAUUUUAAGCGCCCGUUAUUCCUCCAGAGUCUCCAGUGUUUACUUCGUUAUCUUGCUUGUGUUGGCAGUCUUGGCCAAAGGAGGAUUCAGACCAUUUUUCCGAACUUUCUGGUUGGUUUCUACUGUCAGAUAUUCUUGCACGCUAACUUUGUUUGGGCUUGUGAAAGUUAUUCAAGGAUGUGGAGCGCCCCUCACAACAUGAUGAAUCAGCGUCUGCCUCGCAACCAAUCAGGUUACGGGAGACAGAGAAUGGUUUUGUUUACAGUCAUAAAUGUUGACUACACAGACAUAACAAAACACAGCCAUAUUGUUAUAUUCCCAAAUGUCAUCGAUAACAAAUAGCUGUUGACUGAUAUUAAAAGCUUUUUUGUAAAUACACCACAUACAAAGAUGCUUCUUUAACAAAAUCCUGCCUACCCCACCUUGCAGUUUAAGAAUUGGCAUCUGGGAGUCAGGGGUAAUUUUAGGAUAUCUCCUCCUCAAGACUCCGGGUUUAGGGUUUUCUUUUUAUGCAACCUAAACACAUGCAGGGAGGUUAAGCAUGCAAUGUUUAAAGAAGUAAAUGAUUUAACAGAAUUAACUUUGUGUGUUCGUGUUGCUGCAUUCAUCUAAAUCCAAGAAUGCUGUGUAAGCUUGACUCUGAGCAAAGCCUUCUUGUCUCUCUGUGGUGGAGAGUCACGUGGACGCAUUAGGGAUGUGUUUAGAUAUCGUCUGGCAACAAUCAUCCAAGUUUCACUGUGUGUGUGUGCGUGUGAGCAUGUGUGUGAGCAUGUGUGUGUGUGUAAAAGCAGGUGGUGUCUAAAGGACCUUAAACAGUCUAGCUCCAUCCUUUUCCACUCACCAAUGUCUGACCUUUGACCUAGGCUUGUUACAGCUAUCAAUAAUGGGGCCUCUUGGAGCUAACAUACACUCUGUCAGUGAGGGAAUGAGAACAGAAAAUACCCCGAGCUCAGACAAGGUCAUGAUCAGAAUCAUCUCACGUCUCUCUGCGGGAUAUUAUCGCUCUAUAAGGAUCACGUUUUCACUUCUUCUCCUCUGCCUCUUUCGGUUCCUCUGAAUCCAAAACUUAACACCUCUCCUCCGCUCUCCGGCUCGUGUUUACUGUUAGUCUAGCUGUGUAUGUUGUGACUUCAUGUGAAAGUCUUCUGUUUAUUUGACACCCUGGAAAAUGAGGCAGUCAGCCUGUUCAACUUGUGACCUCAAAGGCCACGUCCGUGUGUUUAAGGCUUAAAGGCUAAACACAACUCAAUUUAGGAAUUCCUACGCUGUAUUAUUCUUGUCAUCUAAGGCCGGCUGAUCAAUAUUUGCGAACACUUACAAGGACAAAAUCUCCCCCAAACAGAGAAACUGGAGAAGCAAGAGUCAAACAUAGGAUGUUUUUAGUUAUAAGGACUGCAGCUGCUCUUGAGACCAGGGAUACGAAAUGUGUUUUGCUUUUUCUGUUGGAAGAAUCAAGGUUUUCUCUUAAAAUGUUUUCUUUGAUUUCGGGAAAAGAUAGGAAACACCACGCACACCUGAAAAGGAUUAAUGAUUUAAUCAAUAGCAGAAUCGGAGUUUGAGCCUGUUUUUGUGUCGAGCUGUGAAUGGCUUCAGUUCAGGGGAGCUGCAUCGAGUUGCCUCUGUGGUGUUUUACGACAGAGAAAAGCUGACAGCUGACAGAUGAGAUCUCACAUACAAGGACGUGGAGUUUCUUCACAGGUGUACAGUAAGGAAAAAAUACAACUUGGACAUGUAUUACAUACCUAUAGGACUGGGCGAUUUGGCAAAAAAAAUGAUCACAACAUAUAUUUUUGUAUUGUCUGACCUCGAUUAUUAUCGGUUUUUUUUAAACUGCCAGUUUUAAAGCAUCUGUAAUAAAAAACUAAAGAGAUUAGUUACCUCUGCCAAGGAGGUUAUGUUUUCGGUAGCGUUGGUUUGUUUGUCUGUGACCAACUUUACAGAGAAAGUAACAGACGGAUUGACCUGAAAUUUUCACCAGAGGUGCGUCGGAAUAAUCGGAAUAAAUCUCCGAUCAGAAUAAAAAUGUGUCAUGUAAACAUGUCGAUUGGAAGAUUUUGAUCCAGUUUGGCUCAAUCGGAAAGAAAUUCGUUAUUCCGAAACAUGUCCAUGUAAACACUUAUUCCGAUCGUGACUCUCUUACCUGACUCGAUCUUCACUCUUUAGCCUUUGGCUUAUUUAUCGAAGUCACUACAGGAGGUUUUCAUUAUUAACACUGUGACAUAAAACACAACCGCAGGUGUCGUAUCUGCUCCUCCAAUAACAUAACAAGGCGUACAUACAACGUAAUGAUGUCACAUCUGUACGCACUGCGCAACCUCUGACAGAACAGAAAAAUGAGUACGUAUGGGCGCCAUCCAGAGGCAACAUUUAACAAUUGGAUGGAGUGAGCCACUACCGUGUUUGUUGGUUUGUUGACGGCACAGGUGUAAAUACAACUCUUCUUGUUCUGCGGUUGUUUUAGCGAAAUCAGACAACUUUGCGCAUGUCCAAAUGCUUUUAAUCUGAAUAAAACUUGUAUACGUGCGUCAUGAUCGGAUUAUUUGAUUUAGCACCCAUAUAAACAAUGGAUUCAGAUUAUCCGAUUCCUCAAAUUUUUAAUUAGAUCAAGAAAUUUUGCCCAUUAACGUGGCUACUGCAUCAUAUCCAUGAUAUAUCCCAGCCCUCCAUAUGAGUUUGCCUUUUCCAAGUACAAACCUCCGCCUGCUUUCUGAGAACUGUGCUACUUACUGCUUCUUUUAGGCAAAAAUGUAAACAAAGGCUCUCUGCGUCGGCAUACUGUAUGCGGCUUUGUCGAAAUCAGACCCAGUAGUGGCAGUGACAGGCAUUAAAAAUCUCAAAAUACAAGAUGUCAAACCUUUUGGUGUUGCUCUUGUUUGCUUUUAUAGGUCGCAUGAAGGCAUCUGUGUUAAAUUCAGCCCAUUUCAUAACAAUUCAAAACACCUCUCAGUCUGUUUGAAGCACAUCUCGAAGUGUGAGAUGAGUCUCAACCCCGAAUCCGGAUGUAGAUCAGCCUGACAUCAUGAUUUGGACUCUCCUCUUUCUCUCUUGUCUAGUCUGAUCUCACGUUCGCAGUAUCAAGUGGCACAAGUGUUUACAGUGUGAAAUGAGUUUUUAAGUUUAAGUCAACACGUGGAGAGUAGACCAGACACUAAUACUCACGCCUCUCUCUUUGAACUGACACAGAGGAGCAGCAGCCACAGCCUGAAGUUUCUCAGUGAGAGCUUCAGGGCUCCAUAGAAGGGAAACAUGAGAGGAAUGACAAUACAGGAACGUGUGAAGCAAUGCUAAUGUAAUCCUGCUCUCUCAACAGUGGAUCGAAGUAAGAGCCAUUACAGCUUGUUAAAGGAUUGACUGCAACAGACCGCACAGGGACGGGCACUUUCCCAAGUGUUUUUUGGUGGUCUUUAAAGUUUGACCAAACUGAAACAAUUUCAUGAUUUACCCAGGCUAUGGCAUGCCAAAAUUCUUACCUUGGAACAUUGCAGCCAUUUUUUGGCAAGUUAUAUUGACGUGCGGAUGGAUUUGGAGCAUGUCUGACUUUUAUUCAUGAGGCUUGAAUUUCCAACAGAGCAGUAAUCAAGGUUUUGUUUUGAAGCACCUGUUUCCAAAGAUAACUUCACAACUGUUGUACUUAUGUUCAAACCUAAACCCUAGCUUUCAUUAGAUAUUACUAAUUCAAGCUGGGGCAUUUAUGUUACUUUUAUACCUACUGUGCAGUGUGUGUAACUAGGGCUGGGCGAUAUGGCCUCAAAUCAAUAUCACGAUAUAUGGAGCAGUUCACCUCGUUAACAAUAAAUAUAUGAUAACUACUCCACAAGCUGCUCACCCCCUCCCACAUUAACUUCGUCUACUUCAGCCGCUACAACUUUUGAACUGUCCUCCAUCUCCUCACCUGUCUUUCCCUCUUUGUUACGGACUGGAUGGGGUGGAGUCACGUCUCUGAUGUAGGACAGCGUCUUAAAUGGACAUAAGACCAUAGCCUACCUACACACAUCCAAAACCAACUUUUAUUUAUUCAUUUGACUCAGAAUAUACCGAUGUGGGCGAACUGUUGUUGGUUAAUGCCGUAAAAUUUUGGUAUCUGUAAAUAUUCGGUUUAUUGCCCAGCCCUAUGUGUCUCACACAGAGGGUCAUCUUGUCUGAUUGAUGUGAUGUUGGAGUGUGUAACAGAGGAUGAUGGUGGUGUGUAGUAUCAGAGGAACAGCAGUGUGUUUGUGCAUGUCCGCCUGUGUGUUUCAGCGAUGAGAGGAUGAACCAGUUUGUAUCUAUACAUGGAUGCAGAGGACAAGAUCCAGGUGCAUUGGUAAAGCAGUUGUGCAUGGAUGCAAUUUUGGACUGAAAUCAAGUUGUAUCUCUGUAGAUAUUUUGUUUAUCAACAAAUGCGACUGACCCAGUAUUUUAAUUUUCCUUAUUUUACUAUGACCUUAUUUGUCCUAUUAUAUCGGUGCCACAUUAUAUUACCGUUAACUGUGGAUAUACAGUGUUGUAUGUGCACUGCUAAAGAGAAAAAGAGGUGUAGGAGCUGUGGGGCAAUGCAAACUACCUGUUGGAUUUAAAUUGAAAAGUUUGAUUUACAAGAAAGAGGAGCAACUUAACAAGUCGGAUGGGCGACAAAUUAUCGUUCACGAUAUAUCCUCAGAAAAAUCCUCCAUGAUAAAUAUUUGAUGACGUAAGCGUGAGCGAUGGACUCACCGCCAUAGCCCACACAGAUCAGAAUAACAAACAAACAUGGCCGAAGGUAAUGAAGAAGACGUUUCUGAGCAGCUGGUUACUGAACGAGGCUCCACAUGAGGGAUUUCCUUCAAGACUGGGGUUCAGAUGAGCGCAUUCAGGUCUGCCUGAUAUCGGACAGUGGAUCUGCUGUUCACUCUGGAUUACGAGUUUUCAACAAAUGCUGAAUAUGAGACUUGUUUGAUGGCAUUAAUUUUCUCCGUAACAUACCACUCAAACUUGUGGUUAAGUAUGUUAUUUUUCUACUCCAACUGGUGUUCUCAAGACAAAAGGAGUCAAAAAUAUAGAUUGGAAUUAUCAUAUUUUUUAUCUGGACUUUUAUUGUUAUCACCAGAACGGCAAAUCUUAUCGUGAUAAUUUUUCAGCCCAUAUCGCCCAUCCCUCCUGCCAUGCUGCUCUAAAAUGAAUGGGCAGUACAUCCAACCCUAAACCUUAACAGGAGCAGUAACAAGACAUCUGCCAGUGUCCAUACACCCUCAUCUGGGGUUCAGCUUUAGAGUGGCGAGCAAAGUAAAGAGUUAGACACAAAACUGCAGUGUGGCUAUCGAGUAUUUGCUAUGCCGUCAAACCUUCCUAGCUUACUGAACUCCGUCACUGUGUGCAGAUGUUGCAAAAAAGCUGAAACUUUAAAAAAUGAUGUCAGUGAAAGAAUAAUUUCCAGAUCCUGACAGAAAGCUGAUGAGUCACUAAACAGGCGAAAGAGAAAAUGGCAGAAGAUCAAAUAUCUCCAAAGUCAAACAUGAGGAGCAGGCAAAGAACAAGGCAUUUACUAAACAUCUGUGACUGGCCUAAAAAUGUUUUUAUCUAAACAAACUGGCACAGCUGUCUACAGUCAGAGGGCCUCCAGUUAUAGAGGCUGAUCUCUGUUUUUACUCAUUUGAAAAUCAAAACAUAUUUUCUUGCAGCAGUGGAAACAUGCUCCAUCCUUUCCAUUAGUUCUGCUCUGUGACUCCCCCCUGCCUCCACCAGCUUUCCAUCCACUCUUUUGUCUGUCUGAUAUUUUAAACUCUUCAAUAAGGAAGGAGAAGCAGUCUUUCAACAACAUCUGCCUCAUCUCUCUUCAUAGAGUUAAAUCAAAGAAAAUGCAGAGGCACUCAUGUAGCCGAAGGUGCAAAUUAUGAUGGAUUGAGUCUUUGGUGUUACAGCUACUUCAGUACCCAAUCCAUCUGUGGCAAAGUGCUGCGAGCUGAUCUACGAGUUUCUCCUGCCAAGUUUCACACUUUGACGCCGAAGGGUUAGCCGGGAUUUGACCUGGAAGCAGAGAAAUAAUAUAAUCUAUUUUAAUUUGUUGAUAUCCGUAUAAUUAUAACAUGGGAUAUGAGCAGUCAUUGUGGAUAUUGGAGGAAGUGAGGGUUAGAUGAACAGCGUUGAAGGUUGUGUGUAUAUUUUUAUUCAUUAAGAUUGAUUCACUGAACAAUCACAAGAAAAAGGACCCCGGAGGCUCACAGCUCAGUAAGUGAGGUGAGUCCAGACUCACACAUCUGCUGAAAGUGUCCAUAUAUUUAAUUAUAUAACAUUCAACUUCAAGAAAACAUCAAAUAUAUAUUUGCAAAGACAAACAGGAUGAGGAUUACAAGCAAUCCAACAAGAUUGUCUUCAUAGCGCAGGGAAAUAAAACUUGUAUGUUUCACCUGGAGGGAGAGACUUUUUACAUUAAAGAAAAUAUUUUAAAUGAAUUUCUCUUAAAGGUGGGGUAGUCAGGAUCUGAGGAAGUUCCAGUUUUCGGGAGAAAUCUUGAAUGUAAACUCUACCCCUCCCAACCAGUUUUCCCCUCAGCUCCUCCUCUCCCCUCCCUCUCUGCUCCAGCAAGCCCCGCCCACAAACAGACGCUCCUGCUCGCUCGUAUCGUUCCAAUUAAAUUAAGAUAUAAUGCAGAUAAAUACUUCAGAUAAUUACAAAUGGGGCCCAGUCAAUGUGAAAGUCAAAAGCAUUGGUGCUACUGUAGAUGCCAACAGACUACCAGCAAACUCAAUGUUUGCAGGACUUCUACAACUAGGAUAAAGUGACAUAGUCCAGGACCCGAGGUCAACAGUUUAGCGGCGCUACAACACGCUACAGCAGGUCCGGUUUGACAAGAAACACUUCUGUUACAGACACUUGGCUUACUUUGUUAAAGCGGUUUACCUGUCCAGCAGAAAGGUUACAGGGUCUGGAAGAUCCCGAAGCAUCCCCCAUCGUCUAUGUCGACCCGGCUUUAUAGCUUUUGUCCUGGUGGUCGACCUUCUUUUUAAGCGCCCGUUAUUCCGCCAGAGUCUCCAGUAUUUACUUUGUUUUCUUGCUUGUGUUGGCAGUUGUGGCUAAAAGAGGGUUUAGACAAUCUUCCGAACUUUCUGGUUGGUUUCUACCAUCUGAUAUUGUCACAGGCUAACUUUGUUUUGGCUCGUGAACGACACGGGGGAGCAGCAUCUGCCUCACAACCAAUCAGGUUGGAAAAUGGCUUUGUUUACAGUCAGAAAGAGCGGGCCGUUAAAAAAAUUGUUGGCAAAAUGUUGACUACACAGACAUAACAAAACACAGCGAUAUCGUUAUAUCACCAAAUGUCAUCAAUAACUAAUAGCUAUUGACUGAUAUUAAAAGCUUUUUUGUAAAUACACCACAAAAAAGAUGCUUCUUUAAAGAAAUGAAUUUCUUUUAUGUUUCCCCUUUUUAAGUCAAAACCUUCUCUUGUAUUUGAACUUAACAACCAAUAUGUCCUGUAUAAUUUACAUGAAGAAUUAGAGGCCAUGAGAACUGAGAGAAGAGGAGGUUUGCUUGUUGUCUAAAAUCACACUGAACCAAGGAAAUAGAGGAAUCCACACAAAUACUCAGUCAGCCUGAAUGACCUUAAAAUGAUCCGGGCUUCAUGUUGCAAAUUACAUUUGGAUUCUGCUCAGCUUGGCUCUGGGGUUUCAUGGUCAAUUGUUUGUGGCACAUAGAAUAAAUGAUGCCAACAAUGGACGCACUGAUCCUGAUGAUGUAUUAAAACCAGACCGGAGAAAUCUGUAAAGGCUGCCAACAAUGCGGCUGGCUCGAAACCUUGGCUUGUGAGGAUUUUGUUGAACACCGAAACAUCAGCUGUCUGAGUCUGGUCAUAUGCGCCAAAUUUGCCUGGCAGCUCAUAGACAUUAGCUGAUUUGAAUAUAAUACAAUCAGAUCCUUAUAUUAAAUACCUUCAAUUUCGAUUAGAGUGUAUCACAUUUACAAUUGUCCAAGUUCGGAAACUUUUCUGCAGUGACUAAGUUUCAUAGGAUUGUGGAUCUCUUGGGGACUUUUGAAUUGAUUGAAAAAAAGAAAACUAAAAUAUGGAUAUUUGGAUGGCCCACCCAGGUGCUGUCUGUGUGAGUGCAUGUUGCAGCUGCAGUGUUUGGUGAAGCUCUACCUGUGGUGGGGAGGCAGCAACAAAACUGGGAAUGCAUUGUAAACAUUAAAACAUGCUGCACCUGAAGCAGGGCUUGACACUAACUUUUUUCACAAAGUAAGGCGCACACAAAAAACUUUAGGGGUGCAAUGAAAAUUGAUCAAAUAAUGGUUGUGUUAUCGGUUGCCGUAAGUGCUAUUAUUUGAAGUCAAUUUUAGGUCUUUUGAUCACAUGAUAUGGAAGCUAUUGAAGAAAAUUUUCGAAAUUUGCCUUUAAAUUUAACACAAAAAUUUUUAGAGGACAAAUUAGGGAAAUAAAGAGGUGUGUCUCAUUGUCCGACCUUAGUACUAUUAUUUGAAAUCAAUUUUAGGUCAGUUGGUCACAUUACAUUUUUGAGAACAUCAAACGAUAAUUUAUCGAUGGUCCCUUAUUCAACACCCGACGUUGACAGCGAGGGUACCGAGUAGAUUUAACCGUGCUGCUGUUGUUAUUCCCGAGAGUGAGAAGACACUAGUAGAUCCACAGUGAAUGUCUGUCAAAUAUCCAACCUAAAACUAACUUCACUGCCGUAUUUACAUGAAAACACAUUUGUUGCCUCGACUGAUUUUUUAUGUGCCUCUAAAUACAUUUUACAAUUCGCACAUAUGUAUUUUUAGUUGCAAAUGUGAAUGAAACGGUCACACUGUCGAGCCCUGACCUACAGCCUUUCUCUCUCCGGUCUCCCACCGUUUGUCUUUGCCUUUUUCUCUGAUCAUUUAAUAAAGACGCCCACUUUAUCAACUAGAUUCAUUGAUGAUGUAAGAUGGUGCAAAAUGACAUUUGCAGAAACUAGCUGCACAAAACUUAAACAAAUGAAACCCGAGGGUUAAUAACCAAUGUGAGAUAUUGCACCCAAUAGAAUAUUGCAAACCAAUAGAUGCAUUGAUAGGAGACGAGACAUGACUCCUCUCUCGCAGGAGGGCAUCAACGGCGGAUCAUAUCAUUGAUCAUAAAUAGUGAAUUUAAACUGAUAAUAAAAGAAAUUUUUUAAAAUGUUGGGAAGAAUAUUUGGGCAGCUCACCCAAGAACCAUCUGUGUGUGAGAAACGCAGAGUUGUGUCUUUUAUUUCAAAUUAAUCAAAAAGUCAAACUCUCAAACAGCUGAGAAGGACUAAAUUUAUGCGUGGAUUUUGCUCUCCUUCCAGGAAAGCAUCAUGUUUUAAAUCUUUAUUUUUAUUUUGCGCAUGUGUGUCUUAUUUUUGAAAGAAAAGACUUGUUGACCUUUUUCUGGCUCAUGAACCACUAACUGUGAUUCUUCGCAGAGUUUGUCUGUAUUGCAUCAUAAAUUGCAAAUAGUCUGGUAUGGCGUGUAGAGAUGCAGUAAAUUAAAUCGUGACUGUUAAAGUCAUGGUUGAUGAUCCGAGAAGAAGAAAAAACUGAGCCGCUGAAGCAGAUUUGAAAAAGCGUCCCACCCCCCACACACAAACCUCUCCCCUCUGUGCUCCACGGUAACUCCCCACGACACACCCCCUCUGACAGAGCAAGAAGCCGGCCGGCAGAAGAUCCUACGCUAGCUCCAAAUAUGCCUCUAACUACCCAGUCAAAACUCCCCUCCAGUGCAUUUAAAUAACUUGUGUUAUUUGACCGCCAAUGCUAAUAUUAGAUAAAAAUAAAAAAACAUUGGCCCCAGUAUCAGGCCAUGUGGCACACCACUGUAUCACACAUGGAGACUCUCUCCAGACUUACACACCAUGCAAUAAAGAGGAGGAUUGUAGAACAAAGCAGCUCUACUGGAUUAUGAGUACAUAUAAAAUGACAUGACCUUAUAACGCCUUAGUUUUCAGCCUUGGCCGUCGGUUUCAGUAAUCAGCAGUGAUGUAAGCUCAGCGUGACAAACUCUGAAAUACCUUACAGUCUGCUUUUUUCUUUCCUUUUUCCACAUGGCCAGCUCAGAUCCAGAUUUGUUUUGCCUUGAUCGCUAGAAUAUCAGCAUGUUAAAAUCAGGGAUGGACUUAACAUGUAGUUCCAUGUGUUUGCAAUAUGCCCCGAGACAAGUGCCAGCAACCUGCAAACGAAUGUCAUUUUAAUAGCCUGAUGCAUGGGAAAUGUUUGAAAGCAGUCCUUCCUCUCCUAUGAUUGUUUGGCAUGACAUCCAACCUCCACAUUUUUCUCCUCAGAACUCAAGAAAACAUACGUUUUGUGUCAGAUUUCAAUCCAUGGCACCGUUGUUCUUGAGUGGUCUGAGCCAGUUUGUACGGGAUAGACCUGAAGUAGGAAUGCUGGUACCUCCUGAGUGCGCAUAUGUGUGUGUAGAUAUGUGUGUGUGUGUUAGUGUGAGUGCUCUAUUUGUCCAGAUAAUGUCGUUAUCCCGAGGGGAAACAUGCCUCCUUCAUUACUAGCUAGACACAUCUUAUUUUCUUAAUUCGACUCUCAGGCCGUCAUCCGUUAUUUAUGAGAUUGCCUACGUGUGUGUAUCUUUGUAUAUAUGUGUGUGUGUGUGCGCCUACCUUUAUAUAUGUUUGUUUGUGAAGGUUGUCCUGGAAGUGGAGGCUAGUAAAGGGCUGUAAAUACUGUUUAGCUAGGUGAUUUGAACGGGUGUCUAAGAAUGUUAAGAUAAUGUUUCCUCUUUCAACUACUUACACUGGAAUUUAACACACUCAUUAGCUUCACACAAGUGUUUGCAGCUUUUCUGCAUGUGUUGGCGGGUGUGCGUGUGUGUGUGUGUGUUCAUGAAAGAGUCUCCUCUUUUGUGGCGAAAGAAUACCCCACAGUACAAAACUUGGAACAAAUAACGACUUAAUAUAAUCUACUCUCAGAUUGCUUUCUCUGUACUCUUCUGGCAAUCCUGUCUCUGAGAAAUUUGGUUUUUAUGAUCCCUUUUUACAACAACAUUCUUUCAGAACAAGAACAUAAUGUUCAGGGAAUAACGUUGGAAAACAAAAGUACACUUGUCUUUAAAUUAUCAAAAUGUGUGAGUGUUGAACCAGUUCAGAGAUAAUAAAAUAUCAUAUGUGCAUCCUUUUUAACGGCUCAGUCUGCGGCUCGUUGAGUUGAGUGAGUUUCACAGAUGUUUGCGAUCAUAAUCUGAAUUAUUAGCUCUGUUUAGCCCGAUUGUUUCUCUCUUCUUGUUUAAAUUGUUUCCCUCGUUGUGUGAUCUUGCCUACUUAUCUGAGGAAAUGCCAGACUGCAGUCACACUCGAGCACUGGAGGCAUUAAUCUAAUUCUCAGAGUCAAAGCGACACCAUAUAUUACUGUAUCAUAAUCCUCGGAAAUGUUGCUUGCAUGAGAGUUUGGCAUGCCUUCCUUUUGGCAACUUGUGAAUCUCCUUUAAUUCUUCUUUUUUCUCACCCAGAGCAUAUGGCUGGUUGUAUUGUAUUGGACCUUGUCAGAGGCCAUCUAUCACUCAGUGGUGUCCUGCUGCGCUGUGGAUCCACAGCGCAGCUUUCAGGCCUCAAAACGAGAAAACAAGUGGGAAGAAAGUCAGAAUAAGUGCGAGGAGAGAGAGAGAGGGACGGGAAAGGGGGGGUGGAAGGAGUGAAAUGAAAUAAUAGCAGUAGACAGAUGGUAAAAAACAAAAGAUAGUAUAAACAAAACAAAGAAGGAACAAAAUAUUGAGCUGAAUAAUACAUUUCCCACAUUUAAGGCCAGGAAAGAAUGUUUCUAAUUUUUCCUCUUUAGCUUUUUACCUCGCAGCAAGACCCAGCUGACACCUGUGGUGUAAAAACUGUGCCUUCAAGGUUGAACAAACCUGUAAGUACUCAGAGUUCAGGAGCUUCACACUUGUUAGAGUCCCAUAUAGCCUCAGAGCACAAAUAACAUCCUCAAGCUUUGCCAAGAAAACAUCUUUAUAAAUGCAAAAACAAAAAAAAACUGUCAAAAAGCUGCACACUUCUUGAUCUAAUUUACAGUAUUUUUAUAGUUUGUGUUACGCUGCAUUCCUCCGGAUUUACCUCUCACACCUUUCGCCUUAAAUACAGAUUUAAAAAUGGAAAAAAACUAACCAUAACUAAGGAAACAUUCCUUCCUCAUUAAAGGGUUAAGAUAGAGACUAACUGCUCCAGAGGCAUCGCUCUAGGCUGUCACUGACCUCUGACCCCCGCAAGAAAGAAGAACAUGAAUGUGCCUCAGAGGGAUGUUGCGAGGAAGCUACUUCCUAAUUCUGCGUCCAAGAUGUUGGCUGAGGAAGUCUGAAAACAUCUGCUGGUUACUCGUAGAAAACACAAACAAGAAAAAAUUGUGAAAUCGACGGAUCAAUAGAUAUGAGUGUGAAACUCUGGAUUUAUCAAAGCUGACACCUUCAGUCUGUUUGUGUUUGGCUCAGACUUGGACUGGCAGCAGCAGCCUCAACACUGUUCUGGUUUCCUCGCAGACUUUUUUUGUUUCCUGUUCCUUUAUCACCAUUUGUACUUGCACUCUCAUGGAAAGCUCACUGUCUGUCUUGAUUUAUUUAUCUUCUUUUAAUUCCAGUGUUGCCUCCUGACACUUUUUUUGACAAGCCCGCUUGGAAGUGCUGAGGGUAGAAGCCAAACACAGAGACCACUUAUCUUGAAGUAUUGAAAGCCUGUCAACAACUUUGAAAUCUUCAAUUCAAUUCAGCUUUAUUUAUAUGGCACUUUUCGUACAUAAGGAAAUGCAAUUCACAGUGCCUUACAGAGGCUAAAAUCAAAAAUGAAGACAAAAACCCAACCCUUCCACCCACACAUACACCUAUGGACCCACAUGCACACAAAGACACACACCCACCCUCCUCACAUACACACACACAACCGCACACAAUGUGAGAAUUUACGAUAUAAGUUAAAGAGACAUGGCCUGACACCGAGACAUUACAUGAGGAAAAAGCUACCCUCAGGAAACACUGGAGAUAAAAAUAGAGAUAAAAAUGGUGAAAAGAGUAAAACCUGAUGGACUAAAAUAAGAAAAUAAAUAGAUAAAUAAAAGGGGUAAAAGAAGUAAAAACCUGUGAUGGAAAAAAAAUGACAAUGACAUAAAAUAAACAUUAAGAACUUUGAUUAAAAUGAACAUUUGCAAUAAGAGAAAUCUAAAAUGGCAAUUAGUUAAAAGCCUGGUUAAAAAGUGAGUCUUGAGCCUCUUCUUAUAAUCUUGUAUUCACAACGGCCGAUCAGCGAGGGGUUUGAUCAGCACUUAGUGCACCAAAAAUCCUUGUCGCAGCAGCCAUGGGUUCAACUCCCGGUCUUUUUCUGCAUGUCACCACCCCACCAGCUGUCCUGUUGCAUUAAGGCAAGAAUGAACCCAAUGAGUGAUUGCCUUGCGGCUUAUGAGAUAGACUCGCCCAUGUAGGAUUUAUCAAAAUGGCCAGACAGACCACCUGUCUGGGUCUACUUCAGUCUAUCACUGUCGGGAUCUAAAAUACCACAGAGUAUCAUAACAUACGAGAGAAUUAUUAGAGAGAAUGGAUGAUCCAUGACGAAACAGAUCCCAGAUUUGUUGUUCUUUCUUAAAGCUGCAUUUAAAGCUUUUUGUGUUGAUUUUGGCACCUUCCACAGACAGCAGCACAUCCUACAUUUUUGCUGAUUCCACCUUUUUUAUUUGCAAAUUGUGUCUUCAACAAAAAAUUUCUUUCUGUCGUCUUUUUACGGUCAAAUUAAGAGACUUUGCAACAGAAAACUUGUAGUUUCAUUUAUGGCCCAGCAGGGUUAACCAGCUCCUGGUGGUUUGAGAAAUUAUGCAAAACCCUGUACAGAAAUAAUCAAUCUUUAUGUUGACGGUCUUGUUUGUUUCGUUAGCUGUGUCUUAACCAGAUAAAAGCUUUUCACUUAAGCUUUGACCUUAAAUAAAACUUUUUAGAAAUGAUUCCCUUCUCUGGUCUCUUACAUGAUUUGAUGACACUAAUGUAGCUUUACACAAUUUUAUUAAAUAUUAAGACUUCUGAUCAUAUUAAAGGUGGGGUUUUUAGCUCUUGGCCGGUCUACCUCCUUUUUAAGCGUCCGUUAUUCCGCCAGAGUCUCCAGUAUUUACUUCGUUUUCUUGCUUGUGUCGGCAGUCGUGACCAAAAGAGGAUUCGGACAAUUUUCCGAACGUUAUUGGAGGAUGUAGACCUCACAACCAAUCAGCACUAAAGCCCGAAAGAGCGGGCCGCUCGAAAAAUUUAAAAUGUUAACUACACAGACAUAACAGAACACAGCGUUAUCAUGAUAUUCCCAAAUGUUAUCAAUAACUCAUAGCUAUUCACUGAUAUUAAAAGCUUUUUUGUAGAUACACCACAAAUAAAGAUGCUUCUUUAACAGAAUCCUGCUACCCCACCUUUUAUAUAUGAAAAAGACAAAUUUGAUCUGGCACAAUGAGUCUCUCCUUAUCAAUGAGGUCUAAAUAAAGAGAUAAAUAAAUACCACACAUCUUCCAGUCAGAUAAAUUGCCCUCUCAUGUUGUAGAAACCAACUGAUUUAUUGUAUUUAUGGCCAAUAUGAUUCUUCCUUCUCAUGCACAACUGUAGAGGGAGCUCACUGGGAAACUCUUGGCAAGAAAAGUUACUGAAAUGUCUCAAUAAAGCGAUUUUGGUGGAGAUAUUUAAACUGGCUGCAAAACUAGUCCCGGCACCUAAUCCCAAAAAUCACACCUCAUGCCCCUCUGACCGGACAAUCCACAGAUUCUUUACAAAAACGGUCAUUGUCGUUCAGUGAAAAGUCGGUCAAAAAUGACUCACUUGACACACAUUUCAUGCUCAAACAACACAAUCCAGAUUCCAGGAAAGUUUUCUCUUAUAAGUGUCUAUUUGCGUCGGUUGUUAAAGUUCCUCAGCAGCUGAAGGUCUUAAGAUCACACUGCGGCUUUUUGUUUACACUUUCAGUUGUUGUAAAACUGAAGUGUGAAAAGUACAAUGAGUUGUGUGUCCUUAACCUUAAGUCGAAUGCCACAUCCUGGAUGUUUGUUUGUGAGGCUAAAAGCAGGCUACAGACUCGGACGGACACAUAUGGAAACUGGUUUGAGCUUGGCUGUUAGGACAGUAACCUACUUUUACUGAGACCAACAGCAGAUAGCGGUUUGGCUUCAUGUGAAGAUCAGUCACCUCCGGAAAGUUUAUUGGCUCAUUAUAGGCCUAAUGGAGGCUUGAUGUUAGAUGUGUGACCAAAUUGUUUUCUUUCUCAUUUGCCAAAGUCUCCUCUUUGUUUCUGUUUUUGUUAAUUGGCUUAAGUAUCCAGUAAUUGGUGCCUUGGUUUUUUUAUUUGGAGAUUUUAUUAGAUGGCGGGUGAUGUAGUGUUCCAGGAUGACAGAAAAAAUAUGUAACUUUUUUUAUGGGCUUUCGUCACUUAAGAUGUGCAGCACAUUUAGAACAUAUUUAAUCUGGAGUAUACUGCUGUUUAUGAUUUGUUAAGAAAUAAAAACAGACGAAAAAAAGAUGGAAGAAGGAAAGAGAUGGACUCGACUCAUGCCUGAGCCUCACGAAGAACUGCACCACCUAUAGUUGCCUGUUACAAAGGCCUGUGAGACACAGCAGUAUGUUAUUGAGGGAAUUUUAUGAGUCCAUAAGUGUGUAAUGAAAUUUGCCUCGGUCGCAGAAGUGUAGCACGGAAAGGAAAAGUGGAAUUGAAUUUUCGGUGGUAUUUUCCUCAGACCUGCGUUCCCUUAGGGAGUGUACCGGGUACUGUUUUCAGUGGCCCGGGCAAGAGGAGGCCAAGUGAAACCUUUCCCUGAGGUUUUGAACCUCUGCUGUGAAUGGCAGGAGCCAACACCUCUAACCAGGAGCAGAUGUGAGGCUGGUCUGGCCUGGCUUGGUCCACCUCCUGGUAGAGUUAGAAACCUUGGGUCUCAAUGUUAGCCUGUCAAUAUGUCCUAGUUUUCUCCUCAGUGACCCUCAAUGCACCGACUCUCAGAAAGACGACAGCGGUAGUCAAACUCAUAAAGUUAACUACAGAACACACAAGCUUUUACAGGUAGUGCUUGGCUGCACCCAGAAUAAUAAAAUGUGCUAAUUUGCUGUAAAUGAAUGAUAAUUGUUAUUUUGUCUGUCCGUGUUUGAAAGAUGAUCGAUUGAAAACAUUGACAGGACUGUCUGCUGUUUCAUCUCUUGAAACCUCCUGAGGUUUACACUCUGAAGAUGAAACAUUUUGAGAUCAUCCAGAUGCUGCUAAAAAAGUUUUACUCUGGCCAGAUGUUAACCAACUUUCUCUGCACUCAGACUUUGAUGAAAAAAAAAAGAGCAUCGUUUUUUAGUAGAAACCAUCUCGUACAUAAAUUCCAGGUGCUACCGCUGAUGUUUGUAUUCAGUUUGUGUAAUUUUCCUUCAACACUUGAGGUGAAAUUACUAAUUAUUGCUCAACACCGUCUCCUCCUGAAACAUAUUUUAAGACUUUUUCUGAUGUUUUGUAAUAAAUCACAGAAACAUCUUUAACUAAUUGAUUUGAUUUUUAGUUGUUUUGAUUUUAUUUCCAAUUUCUGAGCAGAUUGAUUCAACAUACUGUGGUCCACUUCUUGUAGAUAUUGAGUAAACAUUGUUUAUUCAGAUGUCUGAGCUCGCAGUAACCACUUGAGAGAUCGACGUGUUUUUUCAAGGUUUCCACAGUGGGUGUUAAUGAAUCUGUAUUUAUUUUUAAAACUGGGAAGAAUCUGUGUGUUUAUUUCAAAGCGCUGAGUGUACAGUAUGGUUUUUGCGUUAGUUGAAAGCACCGCUGCAAGUGUGAAAGAACAAAAGCAGAUUGUCACUUUUUCCAAACAUCCAACAUCUGAACCGACUAAUUGACCAAAACACAAUAAGAAAACAAAUCUAAUUCUCACUUGCGUGCGAACCUCUGCCAAACAAGAUAGAGAGCGCAAAUGAGAGGCCGAAAAAGUGUUUUCAAAUGUGAAAAUGGGCUCGGAUUCUCGUCAUGCAGCGUCAGGUGCUCCACAGGCGGGACUAGAAAACCUGAUGAGGAAACAGUUGUGAGACUUUGGGAGUUAUGUCUCAAAUUUAAAAAUUUGAAAAAUGUCCUUUUUCUCUCUCCAUAAACAUGAGGCAGGAAAACCCAUCACAGCGCUGGGAUAAGUCCAAAUCCCAACUUUGUCAUAACGAGCUUCUGCAGAAACGCGAAUGGGACUUGAAAGCGAAGAGUUAUGAGAGGAGAGACUCUGCCUGCUGAGGCGGGUGCCCCCCGUUGGUUUUGCCCUACAUAUGGGAAGAUGAUAUAUAACCAUCACUAAUAUUGAAAAAUUCCAAUUAAAGGCAUGUGGUCGCCAGUCUCUCUUUAUUUAAACUGUUAAGAGUGUGUAGACGUCAUAGCACAAACACGUUCAGGGAAACUGUGUCAUUAUAAAGCUGUAGUCAUACUUUGAAUGGAAACCAACAUGCUUGGCCAUACCUCAUUUAUAAAAGUACUUAAAGACAAUUAUUAUGAAUUUAUCCCAUAAAUGGAUAAAAUAUUAUAUCACUCAUCCAAUUAUGUGGAAUUUGGUUCAUUAUCGGUCAUUAUACUAUUACACAAAUACAUAGUCAGGGUGGUCAAUACAGAAAGAGGCAUUUCUAAAACAUUUCCCAGAAACUUGCAACAAAAAUAUACAAUUAUAAAACUAUAAACUGUUGAAAUGCAAAGCAGUGAUUCUGCAACUGUUUAAUCUGGCUCUGCUGGUCCAGCUGAAGACAGAACUUUCAGUUUAACUAAAGCAUAACUAAUGUGUGUGGAUAUGGUUUGAGAGUGGAAGAUGAUUGCCGUGAUUAUGGUGAUUAUUCUAGCAGUGAAAGGGAGCCUGGGAUACUGUGUGUUUGCUUUGCUGGACUGCUUGGGAUCUGGUCUUCAUAACCAUCAUCCAUCACAAGGCCUGGGAUCAAAGAUACCCUCUCAGUGUGGGGAAUGUAGCAGAUGUGCUAAAUACCUCUAAAACAAAUGUUUUGUUUGCCCUUGGUUCUCCAGUCGUGCGAUUUUUGAGCAUGAUGAAUAUCAAAGUGUUAAAAGAGGCAUUUGCUAAGAACCUGGGUGUAAUUGGACGAUGAGUCACCGUGAUCUGCAUUGUGUUAGCAGCAAAAGCAGGUGUUUCACUGAAAGGGCUGCAGACAUUGUUGUGAGUCCAAAGUCUUUGAUGGUUCAUGUGGAGUUAAGCCUUGGGCCAGUGUCUUUUUUGUGUCCGCCUGCAGCACUCUUGUUUCUCUGCAAUUACAGAGCAAUCUGAGCCCAAUUAAAGCAUCAGCAGAGGUGUGUGACGAGAUGGAGAACUGGAUAAGAGCUGCAAACUUUACAACCUCCCUCUUAAGAGGUGACAGCGUCACUAAUCUCUGGUUGUAAAAAUGUCAGGUGUGGCCCCCAUACUUUGGUCUCAGCUCUGACUUUAAAAAGCAGAAGAUGUUUCCUACUGUAAUUAUGCGAAGUGUGGUGCUGUCAACUUGGAAAUACCAAACUUUAAAUUUUUCUAACACAUCUGUUUGACUUCAGCAUGUAUCGUCAUAUUUGCUGUAAGAGUUUGUAAAAAAGCAGAUUGUUGGUUUACAUAAACAACACUGGAGGCACAGACGUACACACAGAGGAGGGAAGAGAGAUUCUGUAUUAAACCCAACGUAACCUAAUGUUAUCUGAUCAGUAAAACUACAUACAUUUUGACCUGUUUCUGUUUUUUUACCUCCAUAUGAGGAAAUGUCUUUGGGAGUUACAGAGGUUAGUCUUUUCAGGAAACAAUCCUGUUUAUAUUUUAGACUGGUAUAGGAAUUACGGUAACACUUUACUUGACCCCUAUCUCUUUAACGCAUCAUUAAUAUAUGUAUUAUUUGUUAUAAUCCCAUUAUAGCACUGUAUAACUAUAGUUAUAAACACUCAUAAAUGAGUAUAAUGCUCUAUAGCAAUAAUCAAAACACAUUAUUAAGUUUUUUAUCAUGACUUACAAGGUCAGGUAUUAUAAUAUGUUAUGCUUAUUGUUAUAAAGCCACAAUAUUUGUCCAUUUGACAUACUCAGAACAGAGGGGAAAAACUAGGCUGUAGCUCGUUACCUGCCGCGGUAAUCGAAAAAUAAGAGCACACAUACUAAAGAUAAACAUAUAAACUGAUAUGUUGAUUCAGAUUUUAGUAUUGAGACACUUCGUCAAGCUUUUCAUCGAUAACUGAAGUCUGCCUCAGUUGAUAAGCUGAUGAAAGCAGUGAGAUUGAAUCAAAGAGCUUUGAUUGUGGGGCUAAAACAGAGAGCUGCAUGAUGCUAAAACACGCAGAAACACUGAAGGGGACUGCAGUUUAUUUGUCCUUAAAGGGAUAUUCCGGCGUAAAAUUAACACCGAGUUAGACUCCCCCUCCAGAGAUGAAUGUUGCCGACCGCUUGCUUCUCUAGUUAUACCAACUUUAGUAACGACCGCAUGAUAGCAAUACAGAGAUCCAUGCGCUCAACCCAAACGCCACUCUAUAGCCACAAAUAAUGCUCAGAACAGCACCUAACUUCAUCAACAGUACAUAUAGGGUCCCAGCCAUAGUACUAGCCACCAAACAUCUUUUUAACUUUGCCUGAUUUCAUUAGGAAAGAGACUAAACACAACUCACCUACUCUCUUCCAGCAGCCGCUUGUUUGUGGCGAGCCAUUAUGGACUACAGCGGGGUGACACAGCUCAAGAAGGAAUAUUUAAGCUUGACCCAUUUUACUCUGUGUGCCUGUGUACCUCCACUGGUUAUAGUGAACCUCAAAAAUACACAUUAAUCACUUUCUCUAAAAUUCCUUUUUUUAUUUACCUUGAUUAAGCUUUGAGUUUCAUACUUGUGGCCACCUAUUGUUGUCUUUAGGAGAUUAUCUCUUCCCUGUGCAGGGAUCAGAUUUAUGAGUUAUGAAACCAUCUCUGUUAGUUUUUAAUAACACGGUGAUUAUAAAUAGUUUUGGCUCGUGGUAACUGCAGAUUAAAUUUCCGCUCUGUGGGCCGUGUUUGCUUACGCUUCGUAGGUAGCGCACAUGUGCAAACAAGACACGGCGCUGUUUCUCUUCUGGUAAACUUCCACACACCUUGCUUCUUUGCAGGCUGAACGCAGUGAGGUCAUUAGUAUCUAAAGAGCGUACUUUUCCCAUUAGGGAGUGAUAGACGGCGACUGUUGCCAAACAGAUGUGAAAACCACAUCCCAUACCCAUUUCCCUCACACCCUGUUCCCUGAACAAGUGGUUUGAGUUACAUGACAGUGAAAGGCAGUUGAUGAGACUUGGUCCUCUUCUUUGUCUAUGGUUAGUUGUCUACUUAAGCCUCUUGCCAAUGGGCCAGAUGGCGCAAACACACACACACUCACAUACACACAGAGUAGAGUACGGAUGUUCGGUACAUGGUGUGAAGUGUACGUUAACAUACCAUUCAUCUUACUCACCGGCUCUGUCUACUCACACACUGGGUACAGAAAACAGGGCCACACACAAGUCUGGUCGCAGCAAAUUCAGAGAUUGAGCUAAUCUCUCCCUCACACUCUCGUUUCCACGUGCACACUUACACACACACACACACACACACAUAUCGGUCCCCCUCUGGUAACCGAAUUGAAAACAGGUGCCCACCACAUAUCUUACAUUCUUCCAAAAUACAAAAGUGGUUUGACCUGACUGGUUUUGUUGGAGCGGAGCCUCUCUCUAUGAAAGACGGGUCCCAUGUAGCGGUGUGUGUAUAAACAUGGAGGCGUUGGUGGUGGUGUAGCGGUGCUGCAUCGCGUUAUAUUGGAAACACAUUUCUUCCUCUGCACAACCUUAACAUACAGUGUCAAGUUAACCUCAGGAUAAGAUACAGAUGAAUCAUGCAGUAACUGUAUACCGGUCUGGUUGCGGCCGAUACAGAUGAGCGAUUAACUGCAAACUUUUGCCCGUCUUUUCUUUAAUCUAAAAAACCCUAGCUCUGAGAUGUCCUUGCUCUAGUCCCAGUGUCUAUUUCUGCAGCCACAGCAGGCCUGCUUAGUGGAGGGAUGUGUACAAUCAGAAACAGAGAGCAGGGGAGGGAGAAAAGAGAUUAGAGCCUUAAUGGAGGAGCUGGUGAUAAAUGCGCCCACUAUUUUCAGUUUUCUUGGACGUUUAGCGGUUUCCCUCCCAAUCUUUCAUGACUAGUCAGGCUGUUUGUCUGUGACCGCUUGGCAUGUGUAGAGUCUAAAUGGUGAAUUACCUUUCAGUCAGUCUGCUAAAACCUUAGAUACUGUCACCAACAGUUAUCCAUUGCAAAAACGCUUUGAUGGAUGCACUCUGAAAGUAGCUGUUUCCACUAAGUUUUUCCCUCUGAGAUCUUGAGGCAGAUUUAAAGGGUGUGUGUGUGUGUGUGUGUGUGUGUGUGUGUGUGUGUGUGUGUGUGUCACUUCUAGCUGAAAUUAUGUGUUAAGUUACAGCUCUGACAGACAAAAUUACAAGCGUCCCUGCUCUCACACAUGGACAGAUAGAAUAAAAAAUUAUUUAUUGCUUUUGUCUGUUCGCAUCAGAUCAUCGUUUAUAUUCCACAAGAGGAUUAAGUUAGCGAAAAGAGAUGGUUUGUGUUAAAAGUCGCGUUUUGAUAUCAUGCUCAGUGGCAGAAGUUCAAGCACUAAUUACACGUUUUUAAAGCUUUGGAAGCAAAAGGACAACACAUGCAUCUCUGGACAGCACCGAGUAUCCAUAAACAGGAAAAGGGCUUUGAAUUAAUCACUCUAAACACUCCUCUCAUGUGCCUGAACACGUCUCACUCGGUUUUGGACUUGAUUUAGAUUUUAAAGAAAACCAGGACUCAAUUUUAGACUGUAUGUGUAUAUUCAUUUGGCAUAUAAUUGGCUGGUUUUAACCGGUUUAACCUGCUAAUCAGCGUUGUCUGUGGCAAUCAGCUGUUUGGCAGUGAGUCAUUGCAUUUCUUGUGAUCAGUGUAGCCACAAAAAUGAUAAUUUCAUUUUCAUGGAUUCAACUUUUGUAAGCCAAAGACGAAACAAAAUUUCCAAAAUCAUCUGGAUUUGCGAAUGCCAGUGGAAUGAUUAGCCUUCAAAAACUCUGAUCUGAGCCUGGCUAAUUCCCACCCUGCCUUGUGAUAUCCACCAGCUGGCUAAUUAAAAAUCUGAAGAACAUAUUUCCUCUCAGAAAAUGAAAUAUUUUGUCUCUUUUGUGAACAGAAAAGCGAUGUAAAGUAUUAAAAUUAAGAUAUGACCUUUCAAACACAAACUCUAAUCAACUUUCAUUCUGUAUUUGUUUUCUUUAUUGUGGUGAUAAAAUUGCUGCAGAUUUAAUUUUGAAAAUGUUGAAGGGAUUACAUCUGCUGUGUUUUAUGAAGGCUGAAUAUAAUGCCAGUUCUGUUAAAAACAAAAAGACUCAACAGUGGUAUCAAUCAUUACAGAGUUUACAGAGAUAAAGAUUUCAGUAUCAAUAGAAAUGAACAAUCUCCAUCUUUACUCAUUAUACAGUGACAUUUAGCAUGAUCAUCUGCAGCUUUGGAUUCAUCUCAGAGUGACAGCAGAUAACUGAAACAAGUCGUGUAGAUCACCUGCUAGUUCUUGGUGCCCUGGUAUGACUGACCGUAUAACCGUGCUCAAAUCUGCUGCUGUCAAAACACUAAUGGCAUUUAGAGUCACUUAAAAAGUCACCAAGCUUACGAGUGGGGCAUGUUUCCAAAACCACUAAUCAAAGGUCUAUCCUCUUGUCUUUAUCCGUCAUUGAGCUUCACUGGGAAACGUGAAUGUACUGAAACUCUUGCUUCUUGUCUGUUUGGUUUCCUAGUUUAGUGAUGUAUUUAUGUUUUUUAGCUGUCCUUUGGUUUGAAAAGUAAUUAAAGGUGGGGUAGGCAGGUUCUGAAGAAGUGCCAGUUUUUAGGAGAAAUCUUGAAUGUAAACUCUACCCCUCCCAACCAGUUUUCCCCUCAGCUCCUCCUCUCCCCUCCCUCUCUGCUCCAGCAAGCCCCGCCCACAAACAGACGCUCCUGCUCGCUCGUAUCGUUUCACUUAAAUUCAGAUAUAAUGCAGAUAAAUACUUCAGAUAAUUACAAAUGGGGCCCAGUCAAGGUGAAAGUAAAAAGCAUUGGUGCUACUGUAGAUGCCAACAGACUACCAGCAAACACAAUGUUUGCAGGACUUCUACAACUAGGAUAAAGUGACAUAGUCCAGGACCCGAGGUCAACAGUUUAGCGAUGGCGCUACAACACGCUACAGCAGGUCCGUUUGACAAGAAACACUUCUGUUACAGACACUUGGCUUACUUUGUUAAAGCGGUUUACCUGUCCAGCACAAAGGGUACCGGGUCCGUAAGAUCCUGAAGCGUCCCCUAUCGUUUUAUGUUGACCCGGCUUUUUAGCUCUUGUCCAGUUUUAAGCGCCUGUUAUUCCUCCAGAGUCUCUGGUAUUUACUUCGUUUUCUUGCUUGUGUCGGCAGUCGUGGCCAAAGGAGGAUUCAGACAAUUUUUCACUUUCUGGUUGGUUUCUACUGUCCGAUAUUGUAGCACGCCAACUUUGUUUGACCUUGUGAACGUUAUUCGAGGACGUGGGGCGUGCCUCACAACCAAUCAGGUUGGGGGAGGUGAAGAAUGGCUUUGUUUACAGUCAGAAAGAGCGGGCCACUCAAAAAUUUAAAAAUGUUGACUACACCGACAUAACAAAACACAGCGAUAUCGUUAUAUUCCCAAAUGUCAUCAAUAACAAAUAGCUAUUGACUGAUAUUAAAAGCUUUUUUGGAAAUACACCACCUUUUAAUCUUCCUAUUUUUUUUAAAGAAACAGAAAUCAUCGUUUCAAGCUGAUCUGGGAAAGACUUUGAAAAAAAACAAAAAACUGUCUUUGUCUGACAGUAACUCACUAAAGUUGUUCCAAUAGAGAAAAAUGUUCUUUCAUUGGAAACUUCAGUCGGGUGUCUGGCUCAUGUUGGUGGUUUAUAAACCAGCAAACACUGUUUGUGUGAGCACAGACAGGCCCAGUGUACAUAAGCAUAUGUGUGUCUCGGUGUACGAGGGAAUAUGCAGAGCUGCAGAAAUGAGGCAUAGCGUCGACUGAUGCUGCCGGCCCCUCUGCUUCACAGGACUGGCUUUCCUAUCAGAUAGACAGCUUGACAAUAUCCAGACCCCACUCUUUCCGCUCACACACAAACACACAAAAGCACGCAGGCAAACACACUGGCACACACACACACACACACACACAUGUGUGCGCACACAUGCACAAACAACUGUCUGAGUUUGUCCUGCUUGUUUUCGGCUGUACUGUUUGUGGGAUGAAAGAGAAGUUUGUCCCUGAGUGAGUUCAGUGGAGUCUGACCUUAGGCGGGCCUUUAUUGUGUUAAAGUGUAAUUGAGAUUUUUCCUCUGUAUCGGUCACAACCAUGAUGGAGAGUUGGUAAACCCAAUAACAGUCAUGGAGCUAUAAAUCUAAAGAAGAUAAAGUCGUACGAAGCUGUUGACUCAAGGAGGUGACUCACUCAGCUCCAUUGGGAUGAACAACAUUUGCCAUUGGUUUGAUGCCGUUGACGUGCGUGAAGAUGAUUUCAUAUUGGCUUGAUUAAUUGUUGAAGUCUGUGUUUGUGAAACAGUUGAUCCUUGGCUGUUCCCAUUUAUCCCCAUGUGCUGUAAAGUUUGCUGCUUUUACAGAAAUUCAAUAGUAAGAAGCUCACACAUACAGACUCAUGUUUGGUGUCUCGGUAAUGUCAUAACUUUUGUCUGGCUGUGAUCAGAGAUUUGUAGCUUCAGGGAUUUCUAGUGUCUGUUUUGAAGCUCUUUUAUGUUUGGCCUGAGUGAUCCCUAGAUUUCCUGACAACCAGGAAUUUGGAUCCAUCCAGAAUCCCUUUCACUGUGCAGGGAAGCAUAUGAGGUCCUGCUCCUGUACAAUGAUAAUCCAGAGCCAGGCUGUGCUGGAAAGUAAAGCUUUACUUCCUCUCUAUCAGGCCUCCAGAGGAUUAGAAACUAAUCAAUGGAUUGAUUAUUUAAAGGGAGUCAUUAUAGAUCAAGUUUAGAACUGUAACAUCAACUUUCUCUUGCUAAGGAUUCAGUUAUCUAUCUCUUAUCGAUCUGUUUCAAGCAUUCAGUAAAUAAUCCAGGGAGAUACUAAUCUCAUUUUUUCAGAGGCAAUCGACUCAAAGUCCAAAAACCUUAAAUACCUCAAUAACUUUUUCAGUUUGACAAAUUCGAGAAGCAAAUCCUGGUUUUUGAGAGGCUCAAAUUAGAUAUUUUUUAUCGUAUUUGAGUUUUAUUUUUUUUAAAAAAAGGGGACAAAUGCAAAUUAUUCAACUCCUUGGGUUGCACAUAGACUGUAUAUUGAAUGGACGCCGUCUGCCUUCUCGCUGGGUGAAGCCAUUCCGAGAACAGCACCCUCUGGUGACGGGCUGCAGUAUAGGUCAUAAAUCCCACCUCCUCCAGCAAUCCCUAUGGAGCUGUGGACAAACUUUAGGAAUUUAUUACACAGAAUAUAGAUUUUUCUCCCUCCUGGUUGCGAUGUUGACAUGAAGUUACGGUCAGACUGGUUUGUGCUCAAGUCCUCUUUUUUCUGUACAGCUCAGUUUUUAAAAGUUAUUCGGGGGUUCAUGUUUUCUAUGAUUGACACCUGAUACAGCCUAUUGGUAUACAAAUAUUGCAUAGCUCACCUGGGGUAUACGCUGUUUGAGCCGAGCUGUUUGGUACAACACUACUGCGCAAUGUUGGUUUCAGGAAAUGAAGAAAAAUCGCGGAAAUACAGAGAGCUCUUCGGCUUCAAAUCCUUAUACUGGUGGAGGGCGCAGCCAUGUUGUCCAUAGUAUAUACAGUCUAUAGGGUUGCAUGGUCUUUUUUUCUACUUUUGACCUGCACAUUCAACAUCUUUUUAUGAGCUGAGGCACAAAAAAGUCGGCUAUUUGUCUGUCCGCCGGCGUUGAUGAAUAAUCAACGAUGAAACCCAACUGACAUAUAAAGCACGCCGAGUUUGUUUGAUCCUACAUGCUGCUCUUCAACCUUCCAUCUGCGGAACUAUAUUUUUUGGCAGUGUGAUGCACCCUAUGAUGUCUUUAUGAGGUGUGCGCAGGGCUACUAGCUGCGUCUCCGAGCCUGCUGCUCAGAUCUCAGGUGAGGGGAAGCCUGGAAUCACUCAUCCUGACAGCCACAUCUGGCGCUACUCUCUCCGUCCUUACGCCCUCGACUCUGUUCCUGAAAACAGAUGCCACUCUGAUUUAACCACAGAGGGAAGGAGUUAUGGUUGUAGUUAUGAUAAUACGGUUAUUGGUGAUUCUUAAUGAGAUGGAGAGCAUACAGUUUACAAAGGAUAAACCUGUGAGUAGUGCCGUGUGGAGUAAAGCCGUUGUUACUGCUGGGGUUCUCUGCCUUUUUAGGUUUGGUCUUGUUGUUGCUGGAGGGCACAUUGAUUGAUGCCAGGUGCAACAAGAAGUCAUUCUGUUCUGUUUGGUCUGUGGUUUGUAUUAUUAUUAUUAGAAGAAAAAGGCUCACAGUGUAAUAGUGAAAGAAAAAAAUAACAGUUUCCCAAAGUGUGUCUGUGUUGGAUGGGCUGCAAGAUUAGAUUAGAUCAGAUUAGAUUAAGAUGAUGUUUUUGAGAAGCUUCCCUCAGGGAAAUGAAAUAAAUGAGGUGAGUAGAGAGAAUUUUUCAAUUUAACAAUUUACCUCAAAAUAUCUUAUGUAGUUUAAAGUGAUUACAAUCAGGCUGUUAAAAUAAUCUCUUCAUUUUGAUUCACUAAUCGCUGCUAAAAUGGCUUGAAAAUUUAACGCGGAUUAAUUACAUACCGGUGUCUGCUGCAGGCUUGUAAAUCCAAUACAAAGUACAUAUUACAGAGUUGAUUUUUUACGUUUUUAUGAGAAAUAAUAGCAUCUAUGAUUGAUUAAUAAGUCUAUUCUCUGUCCAUCCCUCUUAUUAGUGCAAACACUUUACCAAGUGGAGAAGUUGGUGAUGUUCAAAUCAAAAUCAAAACUGAUUGAGUUUUUUUUCUCAGGAUAGUAAAGUUGCUCUGAAAUAGAGACAGUGCUGCUGCAGUUUGUCACAGCUCCGUUAGCUUUGCUGGCGGAGGUGGGAUUUAUGACCUAUACUGCAGCCCGUCACCAGGCUGUGCUGUUCUCGGAGUGGCUUCGCCCAGCGAGGAGACAGACGGCGUCCGUUCAAUAUACAGUCUCUGGUUCUGAUGUAUCUCUGAUUAUUAAUUUGGUUUAUAGUCUAAAGAAGUAAUAAGAUAAAGUAAGGAAAUGGAGACAGCCUUAAAGCUCUGGUUAACUUGGCUAAUGUAUUUUUUUUAAAUGGAAUGUAGUUUUCUCUAAUGUUUCUCUGAUUUUUAUACUUUCGUGAUCUUUGUGAGCAUUAUGCAUUUCAAUGCAAAUUCAUAAUUAUCAAACUUUGUAUAAAAACUCUAAUUUUAAACCAUUUUACUUUAAUAUCCUGAACCGAACUGUCAACACUGAGCCAAUUCUGCUUACUUGAUUUGUUUGUUUUUAUGCAUUCUUGAGUUUGUUGAAAAUAAUAUUUGGGAACUUUGCAGCAGACUGGCUUUGCACGCAGGAGAACCUGGCUCUGCACCCUGCUUUGUGUUGCCUUCCCCAACAUCCUCCAUCAGCCCAGCUCAGCCACCUCCAACCCAAAGUCGAGGGCUAACUCUAGCCAGAACCAGACUACCACGAGUCCUCAUCUGUUUCCUGUUGAACCAAGAGAAGCAAAGGUUGGAGUUCAGGGUAAUAUUUAGGUUAAUGGAAUGAAUCCAAACAGAUUCGAUUUCAAAACAAGAGCUGGAGGUACCCAGGAGCAGCCUGCAGUCGCACGUUUGACUAUAAACAAACACUUUAGGCGCUCUCACUUCAUGCAGACAUCUGUUGUGAGCCCUCAUCCUCGCUUAACUGCCUAGAGAGAGUCAUGCGCUUUGAUGCAGACAGCAGGCAUUACCGUGAUCUUUGCUCACUGCUCUGAGGAUAGCAUCACCACAGGAGUCCACGAUGGGAAACUCAGCCUGUCUGGAUUCUCAUUGAAGACAAGACUCAGCUGUCAUGCAUCAAAUUUUCACACAUGCACAAACCCAAAGUUAAAUAUCUGACGGCUGAAAACCACGGUUUCUCUCUGCAUACGCUCUCCAGAUUUUCAAGAACACUUGAGAGAAAGAUUUGAUGUUCGUAUUUUGUGGGACAUUUUUGUCACGGCUGUGCGGUUUCCUUUAUUUAGUUGUUUCCUGACAGCAGGAUUACUGCUGGUUACUUCCUUUCAGGUGUUUUCUGUUUAUUCUAAUGCACCAUUAUAAAAAAGAAAAUCCUCACGUGUAAACUGUUGGUAAUAAACCCCAAUUCUGAUUUUGAUUAUACAAAUUGUCUAUUUACAUAACAGCAAAGAAACGUGAUCUGCUUUCACUGAUUGUAUACAGUAUCAUUUAGUGUGGGUAGAAAAUUAGGAGUUUGUUUGUUAAAAUGAACUCACAGUAUUUCCAAUGACAUUUAAUACUCAUUUAAUGAUUUUUGCAUUGAGAACUUGUGGAGCGCAUCAUGGCUCAGUAUACUUUAUAUUACAGACCUAUUCAACCUAACCCAACUCUAAUCUUUUAAAGCGAGGGGAGAUUUGAAGGAUGUGGGGAGCAAAGGGGCCCGGUGUUUACAUUUUCCAUGCCAGAUCAUUAAAGUGGUAACAACGCAACAAGAAGCCUUUUUCAUCGUAAAUCUCUUCCUAUAUCUCCUCAUAGCUCAGGUAAAAACUUAAACUUCAACGCGAGAGCCAAAAAUGACCGGGACACGACAGCCAAACUACAUGCAGGGUUCCACAUUUGGAAUACUACUUUUUGGAAUUAUUUGUGGAAAUACCUUGUGGAAAGACAGUAUUUUAGAACAGUGGUAACAUAGUCUGUUAACAUAAAUAUUUUUCCAUACUUUAUUUUUCAUUUUCUAUAAUUUUUAAGACCUGGAAAGACCUGGAAAUUGAUCAAAUUUAUUCCAUACUUUUCCAUACGUUCCAUACGUGCGUAGGAACCCUGGACAUCAGACCUGGGCAUUUUUGCUCGAGGGCCACAUCCGGCCCUUUGGAUGUCCCUGCCCGGCCCUUCGUGAGGUCCAUCAGUCAAAUCAUCAACAAGCUAUACAAGUGUGUUGCUUUAUUUUGAAAAUCUAGCCGUUGUUUUAUUUCCGUCUGGACGCACGUGCAUACAUCCUAGAUCUGCAUUUGUGAACAGAGACAAGUUUAAACAUCGGCAAAAUAUGCAUAGAUGCCUUAUAAUUGCCAAGUACGCUUGUUAUAGAAGACUUAGAAGUCACUUGUAAAACUCGUGAGUCACAGGUGCGCUUUUUUGGGCUUGUUUUUAACUAGUAGUUGCUUACUUGGGCUUGCUUUUCUGUAUCUGUGAAUCCCCCUGAUUUGAAGUUGGAGUUAUUGUUGGUUCGGCCCUCCAACACGGUUCAGGAUUCUCAUGUGGCCCCAUGUAAAAAUUAAUUGCCCACCCCUGCUGUACAUGAUAGAGCCAGUGAGAAAUCCAUGUCUAUGUGCCUCAUUUGACAGAUUUUAUAGUGAUUGCUUGAUCUGCAGAAUUUACGCAUAAUUUUCUUGUAUUGAUAUCUUCGACUUAGAGAACUUGAAUGUCCAUAAAGAGGAAAUUUGAAUGAGCACAAACAUACAAACAAAUCAUGUCACACAAACCAGAUUCAGAUAAUCCAAAUCAACCAGUUUGUCUUGUGGAGUUAAAGGACACCAUGCAGACACCAAAUUUAAUGAAAAAAUAACAUUGUACCUGAUGUACGGAUGAAUAAAAAGAUAUAUCAGGUAAAAACUUCCAUUCACACAUUCACAGUAUCUCCAAGUAUCCUAAAAGAUACUAUAUUUAGGGGAGUUAUGGCACUUGAAGAACCAAAGUUCCAGAUGUUGAUGUAGUGUAGACGUAUAUAAGGAGGUUUGCUACAGUACAUGGAAAUGAAAACCAGAUCAACGACUUCCACAUGGACCGGGUCUGAUUCCUGAUUCAUGCCGUGUGGUCAUGUGACUCCAGGUGCGUAAAAAGAGAAGAAUCAAAGUUACAACUGCUUUGUGGUUUUCUCCCAGCCAGGUCUUUAGACAAACUGUACAACUUUGCCGACUGUGCCGGUCUGCACCUGAUCCUGGGGCUCAACGCGCUGCACAGGAACCCAGACAACUCCUGGAACACCUCCUCCACCCUGAGCCUCCUCAAGUACGGAGCCGGAAAGAAGUACAACAUCUCCUGGGAACUGGGCAACGGUCAGUACAGCAACACAGCAAGAACCUUUUACUAACUAACAUGAAAAACUGCAACCACACCAAGUCGAUUUAAAGUUUCUUAUUUUGAUAUGCAGUUCUGAGAUUCCUCUGAUUGUUAAUUUGGUUUAAAGGUCUGAAGAAGUAAUACGAUUAAAGAAAAAAAUGCAGACAGCCUUUAAGGGAUAUUCUGGCGUAAAAUUGACUUUAGUAACGACCGCACAAUAGCAAUACACAACGGUCUGAGGAGACAUAAACAAACCUCAAACAAAACGCCACUCUAUAGCCACAAAUAACGCUUAGAACAGCACCUAACUUCAUCAACAGGACAUAUAAGGUCCCAGCCAUAGUACUAGCCACCAAACAUCUUUUUAACUUUGACUCAUUUCUUAAGCAAAGAGACUAAACACAACUCACCUACUCUCUUCCAGCAGCCGCUUGAUUGUAGAGAGACCUAUUACAGACUACAGCGGGGUGACGCAGCUCAAGGAAGAACAUUUAUGAUCAUUUCUUUAUCAUUCCCUUGAAGUAAUAAUCACCAUACUAAUCACCAUACUAAUCCAUUUUCAGUUCUUCUUUCUUAGUGUCUCGGUGUUAUGGUGUGUUUGACCCUAAAUUAAUUUUACGCUGGAAUAUCCCUUUAAAACUCCAGUGAUCCUUGUGUUUGUAUUUUUUACUGGACUGUAGUUUUCUCUAAUGUUUCUCAAAAUUUACAGCCUAUAAAUGUAGAUAAACAUGCAUUAGUUUGCAUCUUUUUACUCUCAUGAUCUUUGUGAUAAUUAUGCAUUUCAACGGUUCAUUUAUUGCAGAUUUGCUCCAACUAUACUGUAUAGCAUUGGUUCAUGAGCUUUGAUCGUGUUUCUGCACAAACAUUAGACAAGCAACUCGGAGUUUUACACAUUUUAAAAAGUUCUUAUCUGAAAAUGAUCAAACUUUGCCUAAAAACUCUAAUUUUAAACCAGACAUUUUACUUUUAUAUCCUGAACUGAACUGAACACACUUGAUUUGUUUUUAUUCUUUUCUGAGAUAUUUGAAGAAAAAGUUGUUACUUCUGUACCUUAUUUUUAAUGCAAACAUGUUUCACUGGUGUGUCUCUAACUGCGCUAAAUAUGUAAAGUGUUAAAAUUGGAUCUUAAAGCAGCAGAGACAUUAUCCACAGAGUACAUUUAAAAUGUGGUACAGCCUUUUGAAUGAUUGAUUUUUUUCCCCCACCCUGCUGAGUUCUUUACAUGUUUGCUGUAAAACCUUAAAGAGACAUUUUUCAGACAGCGAGUGGAAAAGGAGAGUCAGGCAGUUUAAGGGUUAAGGCGGAGGUUCAGACGGGGAUGAAAAGGAACUGCUAGUCUUCGUGUCAUCCUUACCAUCUGUGUUCCUGUGGAGCUGCAGUCCACGCAGAGCCCUGUGCUUCCCGACUACACAUCACUUUAUAUUUUCAUUUCAUUUCAUCUCACAAUGGAAACCUUUCUUGUAGCUUUAGCCUAAAAGUGCUGUGAAGAAUCCUCAGACUGGACCGCAUAGAAAUGUAAGUGAGGACCUGAACUGAAGCAGAAGGAAUCAUAUUAAACAGAGCUAGAGAUUGAGUGAAUAAGCGAUCCUCUGAACAUUACGGUGUGGAUCUCAGGACUGAAGCACUUAAAAGAAACAAAUCAAAAGAAAGUUUUAUUUUAUAGCUCAAACAAAAGCUGGUACACAUGUAAUCAGAAUCCUCUUCAGAUGAGCAGUAAAAGAGCGGUGGGCCUGUAAAAUCUUACUUUCCAUCCUUUUUGGGAGACCAGCUCCCUCUCUGUCUUUGUUUAACUGAUUCUGCAAGGCCACCCUGUGUGAUUGGGCCGCUCCCCUGACACUUAGUCCAUCUGUCAGUGUUACUGCGAAUUGCCCAAUUAUCCGUUUUUUUUUUCCUACUGGCUGUUGCAGACUAUCCUGGAGUGCAAGAUCCGACUACGACAACAACAACAACAACGUUAUUCGGAGCCGCCUCCCUCCUGCCGCUUGUGUAAACUCCAUCUCUCUCUAACUCUGCGUUUUGCAUUUCCUCUUCGCAGAGCCAAACGCGUAUCGCAGCAUGGUGGGCCGAGCGGUCAACAGCACCCAGCUGGCUCAAGACUACACCAAGCUGAGGACCCUGCUGCAAUCUGUGCGCUACUACCACCGGGCUCACCUCUACGGCCCCAACGCGGGACGGCCUCGGAAGAACGCCAUCCUGCUGCUGGACGGGUGAGUCAGCAGCUAAAUCACUGAUAGAGCAGAAAUCCUUUCUUUGUCCGGCUGGGAACAAAAGGGGGGAGGUAUCGGAAAGUAUUCCCUGGUUGUUUGGACUCUUUGCCGAGCUUAACUGUGUAGUGCACACACACACACAUACGUAGUGGUGGUGUUCAGUGUUUAUGGAUUUCCACUCUGCAGGUUUCAGGGUCUCAGCUCCAGUUAAAUAAAGUGUCAGCUGAUUGAUAAUGUGACGGCACAACUUCCCACCUGCUGGUUUUACCCAGAAGCCCCGCUAUAGCCUCAGUUUGACUCUCACAGCUUAUCUAACAGCCUUUCCUGAACCGCAGCCCAGACUUCUUAUGUUGUCAAACCUUGAAUACAUAAAAUGAAGAGGUAGUUUUUUAACUUUGGUCAUUGACACUUUACUGUUUUAGAAAGCAAACAGUUUCCUUUUUAACUCCAUAUUUUUAAAGCAGCUACAAAUCCCACUCAGUACAGUAGGAAAAAAUCAUAAAUAUGCAUUAAAUCAACAUACUAAUACUGACACAGUGGACAUUAACUGGCUUUGGCGAGAACUCAUUAUUGCCACAUGGCUGUGAGGAAGAAACAGCGAGGGUAUGUUUUGUUCUUUCCGCUGCAUUUGAGAUUUCAGUCUCUCGCCAACAAAAACGACAUCCACAAGUUUUUUUUUUUUUGCUUUUGAAAAUGUAACACAGACGACAAAUAAAACAACAUAUGAGAAACAUCAAAUAAAAUAUAGUUUUUUUUCUUCAAACUUUUGUUCAGCUGAAAGUUUUGUCCUUUUAUUUUUAGAAAUGGGAGCGAUGUGUCGAUAAAAUUCCUCUCUCCCCAAAAACUGAGAAGCAGAAUCUGCAUGAAACAACCGAGCUAGAAUAUAAUUUGAUCUUUAAUUGACUGCAUCUUACUAAAGCUUAAUGCAGGUAUACAGAGAGGGCUAUUUUUUUGUUUUAUAAUUAGACCUCCUCCUGUAGGCAUCAGUUGGUGAUAGCUAGUGUAUUAACAGAUCAUGUAGAUAGUGUUGGUAGUUGUGAGAUAUGAACACAACGAUUGUCCGCAACUAAAUUCCAGUGACUUUUUGCCAAUCUCCUCUGCUGAUCCUCAAGUUUAGGAGUCUUUUCAAAGGUUUUAGGAAAAGGUAUUAAAAGUGCAUCGAAUACUGGAUAUGACUGUAAAUUUAAGAAAAAUAUCAGAUACAAAUAAACACUUAAACGUAGGGAUGAAGAUUUGUAUCUUCAUUCAUAUGUAUAUAAUUACCCUGUUAACACUGAUCUGUCUGCAAGUUAUUUGCAAUGCACCAAUGUUAAUUAUCUAAGGCCCCAACUACACGAAUGCGGAUAUAUUUCAAACCGCACAUAUUUAUGUCUGAUUAGGCCUCCCUACCAAAACGGGAGUUUGGAACACUCAAACCGGAUAAAUCUGAAUCCGAAAAAACAAGUGGAGAAAUAAAAAAAUAUCUGUAUAAGUGUAUUCGUGUGGUUGAACUUUUACGGAUCGAUGACGUCAAACCGCAGCUCGCGCAUCCGAAUUAAAAAGAAAAACAACAACAAAGAUGGCGGACAUACAGGGUAUUCUUUACGUUUGUUUUGCUCUUUUGGGGCUAAUUUCAGCCUUGCAAGUGAACCUUGUUUUAUACAAUUACAUCCACCAGUCAGCCAGCUCACAGAGGCGUCUCUGCGCCCAAUACUUACAUGGACCCGACGCACUAGUUUAGUUUCCGCAAACAAUGCAUGACGCAUCAUGCUGUUACGAUUCAUCGCAUUUAAAAACAAAAAUGGGUUGUGCAGACUCUAACACAGGAGGAGGGUUAAAAUAUUGUGUCCAUGGCACACAAAUUCAUCCUUAAGUUAGAGAAACUCUGUUGUGGGCGAUGAGACUUACAACAAACAAAGAUUCAGGAGCUCAUAAUGCAGCUAGAAGUAUCUUAUAAAGCUUUGGUUUAAACAGACUAUCAUAAACUCGUGCUGAAAUUACAUCAGUGUAUGCAAGUGUGUGUACAUUUUCAUCACAUGAACAGUGUAAUACGUCAGAGGCCCAAGCACAGUUUGACAGAAGGGAGUCAGGAGAGAGGAGGUUUUGAUAUGAGCCUCCCUCAACUUACAUCAGCGGGCCUGUGAGAAACUGUUGUUUAUCUCUGCAGCCAUAAAAAGACAUGUCUGCUGUCUCCCUCCCUUACCUGUUAGUGCACAUGUACUGUACCGUUCAGGAAGAUUGAUGGGCAGUAAAAUCAGAGGAAAGGGGGUACGUAGAGGAUGAGCAGUGAGAAGAGGAGAAGGAGGAGGAGGAGUGAGAGCAUGAAGAGUAGAGAGUGCAGGAGUAUCCACAGGUCAUGGGUGACACAUUUAACGGUGGAGUGAUUCUUGUGUGUUUGACACAGUUACGAGGGGGGUGGCUCUCAUGUUUGACAGUCCAACUACUCUGCCGCUCUCAGGAAAUAAGAUAAAUUAGACACUGAGCUACUCAACAGUCCAAAUAUCAGAGCAGGGCAGACUAAACAAGCUGGAGCAGUGAAAGUUUAGAGACACACAUUUGGGUAAGUCUGACAAGAUGUUACCCCCAAAUAUGGAGAGAUUUGGAUCAGGUAGACGAGGAAAAACACACAUAUAAAUACACACAUGGAUACAAAAGCUGAGAAAGGAGAACGAAACCCCCCGGGAGGACUGUAUGGGUGGAGGUUUUGUUUGUGUCUGUGAAAGACAAACUGGAUUCAGUACAAUUGUUGUGUCCUGAGGCGGCUCAUUUUUUAUGUUAUAGUACCUAUAACAUUCGCAGCUCAUAUUUAGCACGCAGAAAAACUCUGCGAAUCCCUUUAAGUGUUAACUUUGUAGGGCGCUGACACAGAAUCUCUCUUUUUCUGUUUUAUUUUACAGUCUCUCAAUAUUAACUUCUGCACUGAGCCUUUGAAAACAGACCUCCCGCAGGCAGUUUGAGUCGGUCAUUAGUGGCUCUUGAGUGAAAACUGUUACAGCCAGAGACCCUAUUUGCUCGGGUAUUUUUGUGGGGCAGUAUUACAAGGAUGUCAUUAGUCGGAGCACAACCCACCAGAGAUCCUGAUCAGCUUGACCUUGUUAUUAAGAGAACCAGCUCUGAAGCUGGGCUAUACACGGUUCAGUUCUGGUCCGUCCAUUCAAUUAUUCCAUUCAAUCUAGUAAACGAAAAACGAGUCAAUAUUUUGUUUAUUUGUUUUUCUGUAUAACCAAAAAAUUUAAAAAAAGUGUUUGUUUUUCAUAUUUUCAGCUCAAAACAGAAUGUAUUAUAGAGAAAGAAACGAAAACAAAAUAAUAAAUCUUAUUUUUCAAUUAUUGAUUUUGAGUGUGCCUGUUUUGAGCAUACGUGCACGGAGGCUACACUGGCCUUCCCAUGUCACUCACUUUUGUACUGCACCGGCAGAACGGGGCUCCGAAGCGCUGACUGAUUCAGUGAACGAAUCUUUUGAACGAAUCCUUUUAAUGAACGGAUUCUAAAGAUUCAGUACAGUCAAAAGAACUGUUCUUCCCAUCACUAGUCCAUCUCCAUGACAACAGGUUAGCCUUUCUCUACCGCUCUGGCCUGGAGUUUUUGGUCCACGUUGUCGUCUACUUUGCUGCACAAUGCGCAUGUGCGGACAGUAGAAAGGCACAGAGGGAAAUUAAUAAUAACAUCAAUCACCCGAAAAGUAGAUUUAUUAUUAUUUUUUAUUAUAUAUUCUGUUUUGAGUUGAAAAUACAAAAAAAAAACACUAAUCUUUAAUUUUUUGGUUAUAUAGAAAAACAAAUAAACAAAAUAUUGACUCGUUUUUUCGUUUACUAGAUUGAAUGGAAUAAUUGAAUGGACAGAUAACACACGGACCAGUUCUACAGUGUUAUUUAGUUCAUUUUAAGAAAGUCGAAACACCUGUGCUAGAGCUUUACUUUGUAUUCCUCCCAGGAUGAACAGGUACAUGUGACCAAAACACAAUCAGCUUUUCUAAAAACAAAGCAGGGAAAGUUUCUAAUAGCUGACACACUUAGAGCAACAGAAAUAUUUGAGUCGGACUUUCCUAAAAUGAACAAAUUUCUUAGUAAAAUUGACCCUCUCUGUGAACCUAGCCCACUGCUAUCUCCUGUAGAUAAUACACCUCAUAAUUGACCACUUCAGAAGUCCCUGAAACUUCUAUUUUUUAUCAUACUUGCUACUUUUGUUCACUUUUGAAGGUGGGAGUCUCAGGGGUUAAAUUUUUAGUAAAACUCAGAGUAAAAAGUUUGAUGCGCACACCAAAGAUGUGACAUUUUACUACUGGGCAGAUCUGAAGUGCUAAUUUAAGAUUUUCACAUGUUUUUACCUUUGCUUUUCUCUAACUUAGAAUAUGUUGUGAUUCUUUCUCUCCUUCCUUUCUCACUUUCUCACUUUGUUACACUUCCUUAAAUCUUGAUGGAUAAAAUGUAAAAGUAACGACAGUUUCUUUUUCUUCUGACUUGCAGGUUCAUGAAGAGUGCUGGCUCAGUUGUAGAUGCAGUUACGUGGCAACAGUAGGUAUUUUACCCUUUUUUUCUACUUUAUCACUUUGUCUGUCACAGAAAUAAACCGACCCUCAGUCCUCUAACAGCUGAAUACUCACUCAAGUUAUUCUGAAUUCAUGUCAUGUUAUGUUUUUAAACCUUUAUUUCCACAUUAUUUCAGUGAAGUAGUUCCCGGAAACAAAGGCUAACACUGAGCUGUGAUUAAAAGUGUGCGUGCCUGUGCUAAAUUAGUAACAUUUGCUGUUUGCCGAUUGCGCAUCUUGCAAGAAUGCAUACAGAUACAGUAUAUCGACGGUUUGACCUCUCUGCUGCUCUAUCUGUAUCUCUUUGCACAUAUGUGUAAAAUAUGCACACAGGGACACACCCACUUUGAGCUCCUCCAAACUGAGCAGGCGGUCAUCAAGGUGAAGGUCACAUCUGAUUAGAAGAAAUUAGAAGAAACGGAAGGAGGCAGGCCUGUCAGAAAGGCUUAGAAAAACACCACCCAAACAGUUAAAACCAAACCAUAUGCUCUGGCUCAUUCCCUCUGUCAAUUAGCCUGUUUUACACCAGAGGUGCAGAUUCCAGUCUAACCAGACUGCGUGACAGAAACUCUGACCUCUACAAAACAAGCCAAACCUAUAAAAGUGUAGAGCACUCAUUAACACGUCUACGACACAGGUUUUACUCCUCUACAGCUGGCUCCAGUUGAUUUGAGUCAGACGCAGUGUGUCAGUAAAGCAGCAUUUACGAUACACCGGUUCAGAGAAUCAGCGUGUCUGUCUGUCUGUCUGUCUGUGGGUUCAGGUCAGAGUUAGACUGUCAGAGCUUGUAGUGAUGAAACAUGAUGUUUAUACAGGGAAAUAUCUGUGUACAUGCAUGUCCACUACACCCAUAUGUGGUUUGACUUAUGUUAUGAUGUUUUCUUCACAACAUUGUAGUUUCACAUUUGCUGCAUCUUGUUUUAGUUACUGCUCAUCCAUUUUUGGAUUCAUGAAAAUAAAACCCGAUCCCUCUGUCCCUGUCUUUCCAUCUCUCUGUGAAAUUAAGUUACCAAAGUCAAAUUCCUCGUGUAUUUACAGAAACUUGAAUCACCCAAUGAGGCUGAUUGUAACUCUGGUUUUAAUACACCAAAGAGAAAGAGCAGACUUUUUAAAAGUGCUUACCCGCACAUUUCCUGGUGUCCCGAACUCAACUUUUUUAUUGGAAGGAAGAGGCUCAUUUGAUCAGCCGUGAAGAGUGGUGAGCAUUUUUCUGAGCAGAUUUUUAAGUGUUGUUCAAAAAACAAUUGGAAAAGACCCAAAGUGAGUAGAAACAUCGAAACAUAUUCACAAUAAUAAUAACUUAUAUUAUUAUAAUAGCACGUUUAAAAACAGAAGUUUACAAAGUGCUUAGACAUAUAGUCAUAAAUCACAGGACAUCAGCACAUGGAAAUAAAAACAAAAGCCUCAGAAUUGAAGGCCGACAAUAAGCGACUCAUGCCACUAUAGAUAUUCGGCAUAGAUAUCUAACACUAUAGAUGGCUAACAUUACUCUUCUCUUUAUGUGGAUAAGCUAAAGUACAGACGCUUUAGGUGUUUUUAUUUUCACUAAAGAAAGAUGAAGCAUUUCAAGUGAGCACUUUUUGCACUGAGUUCUGUAAAUAAUGAAGAAUAACCGGGACUUUGUUUGUAGAAAUUCAUAUUCUUGUCAUUUUUUAUUUUUAUUUGCUUUAUUUUGGUUUAGAAGUGACAAUAUCAGUUUGUUUUGGUCUAUUAGUCCAUCUCUGUGAAUCAACAACCCUCCGAUAGAUUUCCACACAACUUUUUGUCGGUCCCAGAGCACCAAUUUUAAUCAUUUUGUUACUCCUCAUUAGGACGUCUUUGACAUUUAUGAGUUUAAAUUUAGUUUAAUUUGUUUCAUUGGCUUACAAAUAUACAAAUAAUAUGGAUAAACAAUAAGAAAAGUGAUGGAGAGGUGCAAAAAACCCUCAGAGGGGCUCAAUCUGGGCUCUCUCCGGAACCUGUAUGUAUAUAUAUAUUACAUUACAUAACAGAAGUCCCUUAAAAAGAAAUAUGUAAAAGAGAGAAAGAAAACAAUAAAGAAGACAUUUUAUGAUGAGAAAGAAAAAGUGAAACAUCUUGACAAUUAUCAGAUUGUUUGCUGUAAAAAAAAUAAAAUAAAAAUCAUUCACAUCUCCAGGAGAGCUGCGUACAACUUUUUAUCCUUAAUGUAUUUUUGAGUCAGUGACCAUCUUUUGUACUUAAAUACGAUAGUAAACAUCCUAAUAAUCAUUAUAAACAUUAAGUUUAACAAAUAAGCAAGCUUUAUCAAUCUAAACACGUCAGAAAUCUGCUGUAAGCUGUGAUCUACCGCCUCAUUCUGCAGCUCGGCUCCCUCUCAGUCUGUUCCCCCUUAACUAGGAGAGGCUGUUUCACGGCGAGAAAAUUAAGUUUGGCAAAACUGCGUGACCAGUCCGCUGCCAGUUUGAGCUGUGAAAGCAUGAGUAUGAUAACUGAGCGAGACAAAUUUAUGACUUGCUGUUGAGAUGCCUGAACAACACAGUUAUAGAGGCCCUUAAUUGUUGCAGCGGUGGGGCAUUAGUGGUGUGAACAUCUGAGUGUUAAACAGUGAAAAACUCCUAAACUUGUUUCAAUUAUGAAGUGAUGAAAGGUAUGCUUUAACGACCCUUGCUUUGAAAACAAGGGCUUGAUGUACCCUCAGGCCUCAGAAACCAAAAGCACAUUUACUUUGUUCAGAAACUGGUAACCACCCUACGCUACGAUGGCCGUGCCGACACUUAAAAACAGCGUAUUUUUAUUUUUUUGUCAUGACGGCGGUGCUGCUGCAAGCUUAAGUUUGGAGCAUGAUUCUGAGAAUAUUCUGAGGUGUCAAAGAUACGCGAUCUCUUUCUCUCAUGCUUGGAAAUCUCAAGAGGAUUGUAAAUUUGCUAUUGGUAAUCCGGGGAGUAGUUUUCCCUUCAAAUGUUCUUAUGUGAUCGCCUACUGGUCUGUAACUCCUUAUUCGGCAGUUGCACUAAAUAUAAACUUCUUUACACUUGAUGUGAAGUUAUCAGGUGUUAUGAGACUACAUUUAAGACUUAUUCGAUGGACUCUGUUUUAAAAAGCUCCCGUUAAACUUGUUCAGCUUCACAUCUUUUUGUCUUGAAUCACAAAUUUGAAGAAGAAGGCAGUAUUAUUCAAAAAACACUCUUUAAAUGUAGUUUUAUUUUACUUUGUAUGCAACUGUGGACAAAAUGAAAACAUCGUUUUGAUGAAUAUUGCAGUCACUUUAUUUAUUUUACAUUGUGGUGACUUUUUAGUCAACUGUUCAUAUUUUGAUUCAUACAUAUAUUCUGUCUUUUCUCUGUUGUCAGAGCUGGAAUGAGAAAAAAAAAGCUCUGGUAUUAUUUUUGCUCUCACUGGCCCAAAACACUUUAAUUUCAUAGUGUGGUAUUUACAAGUUACCUAUUGUACCAUCCUCUAGGCUUGAUCUUGACAAAAAGGAAGACUAGGGGAUAUAGCUCACAGCUUUUUCACAAGGAGCACACAAAGAACUUUAGGAGCACAAUGAAAAUUGAUCAAAUAAUGUGUGUCUUAUUGUCCGACAUAAGUGCUAUUAUUUGAAAUCAAUUUUAAGUCUUUUGGUCACAUGACAUGGAAGCUAUUGAAGAAAAUGUUCAAAAUUUACCUUUAAAUUUAACACAAACAUUUUUUAAAAGGACAAACUGGGGGAAUAAAGAGGUGUGUCUUAUUGGUCGACAUAAGUAUUAUUUUUUAAAAUCAAUUUUAGGUCAAAUGGUCACGUGACGUGUAAGCGAUUAAAGGAAAAAAGCUUUUUUUGAGAAAGUCAACCAGUAAUUUAUUGAUGGUCCCUUAUUCAACAUCCGACGUUGGCAGUGAGGGUGCCGAGUAGAUUUAACCGCGCUGCUGUUGUUAUUCCUGGUUAUGGAGAGUGAGAAGUCACCAGUAGAUCCGCAGUGAAUGCCCAUCGAACUAAAACUAACUUUACUGUGGUAUUUACAUGAAAAAACUGUUUUUUUUUCAUGCGCACAUGUGCCCCUAAAUUCAUUUUACAAUUCGCACACAUCUAUUUAAAAAUCAUAAAUGUGAGUGAAACGGUCACGCUGUCGAGCCCUGUAGCUUUUAUAUAUUAUUAAGAAAUGCACCUUCAGUUCACUCACUGUUCAGUGGGCACUGAGAGCUCAUUGGGCGUUAUUGUGUCACAGUUUUACUCUCCAUGCUCUCUUUGUCCCUCUGUUUUACUAACACAUGAUCCUCCUGCUGCUUGUUUUGCUGCAGAUGUUUGUCUUUACCCUUAGUUUCAGAUGACUAAAGUGUGCAUCAACAUCAAUGUCAGCCCUGUCAGCAUGCAGAUCACCUGCUGUCCUAAUAGAACUGCAAGUGAAACCUUUGAGAGCUUGAGUUUUGUAAUUUGGUUGACUCUACAAAUAUCAGCAGAGGCUCAGACACUUGAGGUAACAAAGGAGAGGGGCAGCAGAAACCUCUCUGUGAGAAAUGCAGGCAAUCAAACAAAGAGGAUUUUACUAAUGAACACGAGGUUGACAUGUGCCAGAUGAAUAAACUCGACAAAACAAAGCAAAAUAAGACACAACUGUCCACUGCCUCUGAAGGAAAAAGCUCUUAAAACCAACAACAAAGACUCACAAUGUGAAUGUAAAAUACAGGGACACCCCUGUAACCUCCCACUGCAGACCUCUCCUGUUCAAAGCAGAGGUACAGCUCUUUAAUGUGCACCCCAUUUACCCAUAGUCCUUUGCUGCAUAUCAUCCAUGAUUCUCCCUCCUAUGGUCCUUUGCUAUAUUUACUGUCCUUUUCUCUAAGUGAAGAUACUGAAAGCCCAAAAAGUAAUCUGAAAAAACAAACUUUAAACUUUUACACAUAUGAUCCUUCUGAUACAAAUACUAUAAAUCCUGUUUACAUCGAUAUUUACACAGAACAUGAAUAUAUAUGAAAAAAAGUACAAAUAAACUCAGGCUGUGAUAAAAAUAGUGACUUUAAAGGUAGUGUAAAGAUACCUAAAUUGAUUUAAAUCAAAGUUGCGUUAAAUCAAAGUAUUUUACUGUUUUACAGAGCUUGUAUUUAAUGUGUAUGUGAAGUUGGGUCAAAAGUCUUGUAAAAGAGCCUCUUCUGCUGUUUAGGUUUCAGGAACCGUUAUUCAUAUCUUUGAUUCCUAAAACACCUAAGUAAGGUUGAAAACAUGAGACCAUUAGUCCCAGUUUCUUGUUUUUCCAUUCCUGGUGUCAGUAUACUCCUGCGCUUCAGUUUCCAUCCAUCUCUGUCUGAUGUGAUUAAAUCCAACCCUCCGGUCUGUGCUCUGCUCUCGUAACAGAGUGUGAAAUAUUUUCAUCAGUGAUCUCUGUGUGAUUUGGAUCUGGUUCUCAGUGAAAGUUCUGUAAAACAAGCAGGCCAUGAAGAUUUUGGCCUGACAGACGGAGAAACAUUUAAUCUUGGUUAUUUUAGCGGCUCAAGUUACAUUUUUAACGAACAAUAGUUCUUGGUGCUUUGGUCAACUGUGUGAAUACAAGAUUUCUGCUAAAAAGACUCAAACUUUUUACACUUUUAAUGAGAUUUCUGCUCAUUCACUUGGAUGUUUUCUUAGUAAAGAAAUAAAGUCCUUCCUCUUCAUCUGAUGCAUUAACGACUUUAGCUAAAUUAUCCUGAAGUACAGAUUUGUAGAUGAUGUUAAAGUUCUGUUAACUUUAAUGUUGCCUCCUUAUAUGAGCUGGAAUUCCUCCUCUUAGGGAGCUGCACUGAAGACUUAUUGCGAGCUCCGUUCAAAGAUGACAGGAUAACUAAAUAAUUUGUGUAAAGCUAUGACUUAACCCGUGUGUUGUUUACAGUACGAGGCCAGGAGCCGGGGACUUUUCCAACACUAUGACAAAAAAUUUGUAGCUCAGGUUGCAACACGGCUUCGACAUCAAAUUCAACUCUUUUCUCAGCAUUUUUUAAAGAUGUUCCUCGUUCAUGAUUGACGCAGAUUUUGGCGUUUUCAUUUGGUAUUUUCUGUUCUCUGGAUUUAUUACUCACAGGAGUUCAGCUCCUUUUUUUUCCCUCUUGAUUUGCUGAACUUUUACCGUGUGAUUAUUGGAACUGGCAUUUUUAAAGUUACUGAAUAAGCUCAAUUAAACAUUGGCAUUUAUAGAUCAUUAAAGUCUUUUCUAAUUUUGGAAUUUUGGCAGAAAAACAGCAGCGACUUAACCCAUCUGGUAUAACUUUUGUCAUUCAGAAUAGUCAGAACAGAAAUGUGAUUUGAAGAUUUGAGAUUUUUCGAAAUGUCUCACCGAUAGAUUUUUGUAAUAUCUUUAACUAUUUUAUGUAUUUAUGCAAGUUUAACUUAAUAAAAUACAGCUUUUGGUGGAUCAUGUAGAAGUAAUGCAGACUUUUUUGCUGCUUAUGUGCCCCAUCAAAGUUAUUGUUGCCCUUACACGCUGAUGUUGUUCUGCAUAUCUCUGUGAUUUGUAUCUAAAGAUAUUUCAACAGAGGUCAGGUGGAGUAUGAAAAGUGGAUGUCAGUUUUCUUUUGCUGUUGCAUUAUGGGAUUGAUACUUCAUCUUUCAGACUUUUAGAGCCUGUUGGGUUUGGAUUUAUCUCACCAUUAAAAUGUUUUGGCUGAGGAGCCUUUAAACCCUUAUAUCAGGGAUUGUCUGACUAGAUACUUGGUUUGGACAUUGUAAUAGUGACAUGUGAUCAGUCAAAUCAUACACGAUAUCAGUAUGAUCUAAAACAAGUCAUGCUGUCAACAUAAUAUAUGUGUGAUGAAUCUGAAAUCACUAAUGCAGCUUUAACAAACUGAUGGCUGUGCAGACAGACUCUGAGACCACGUGUCUUUAAAAUCAAAGCAUUUACUGUCACAGAUCAAACGUUCAAUAUAAUGAGACAGAUUAUAAGAUAGUGUGUUUCUGCUAGUCCUGGUGCUCAGUGAUGUGGUGGGCACAUGCAUGGACUGUUUUUACUUCUUUGAAAGGUACAGAAGUUAAACCAUCAUCAAUCUGGUCUUCUUGAUAUUCCAAUAAACAUCACAGACAGAAAAAAAACACAACAUCAUAUUUUUCAUAUUUUAAUAUAAGCCUGAAUAAUUAAAAGUGCUUACGUGAUUAUCUACAAACUUCCUUUCAAAACUUUGGAUCUCAGCACAGACAAUACCCACUGAGCGUUUUUUGGUCUAAAAGAGGUCUAAUAGAUGUCUAAAUGUAGCCUAGACAACUGGUCUAAAAUCAGGCUACCACAGGUCUAAAAAUGAACGUUUAUUAGACGUCUAAAUUUAGAACAAGUCUAAACCUGGGCUAUAUCUAUACUACACUGAAUAUUGCUCAAUGGCUAUCAAGUACUUGGAGGUCAGUUAUGUAACUCACAGUUGCUUUUUGAAAUAAAUAGUUAUCCAAUAAUGGGUUAAAGUGCAACAUCAAAAUUCCAUCUAAAAAUAUACAGAAUCUAGACGAUUGAUAUUAGGUCUAAAAAAACUAGAUGUCUAAUAACCGUCUAUUGCUCAGUGGGUACUAUGAUUAAGGAGGCAAACCAUUGAAUUUAUUUGGACUUUUGAGACACUUAUAAUUAAUUUUCUGUGCUAAAGCAGCUAUUAGUUUUAGAGAAAGAUUAAUUUUUAUAUUAUUUAUAUAUGUGGCAGCAAAUGUAGAGAAGUAAAAUUAGUAAUUUAUAUAUGAAUUAAUUACUCAGAGGUCGACUAUUCACAGUUAAUCUUGCAAACGCAGCAGAGGGUGUUUGGGAGAAUUGUUUACAACAGGGUUUUUACAGUGCUUUGCCAGACGUACUGCUUUUAAUUAUUCCAAUGUGUUGUUUACUGCAUUAUUUUUCCUUAAAGAAUUUCACAACACUACACAGUAUAUAAGUAAGUAAAGUUUACUUAUAGAGCGCUUUUCACAGAUAAAAAUCACAAAGCGCUGUACAUAAAAUAAGUGCAAUUAGAUAAAAACGGUACAAAAGAUAAGUACAGAUACAGACACAAAUACAGAUACAGUACAGGUGAGUACGGAAAUAAGUGCAGAUGUAAAAGAGACAAACAAAACCCUGUUAAUAAAAGCUUGUCUAAAUAAAAGAGUCUUCAACUGCUUUUUAAAAUUGUUCCAGAGUCUGGGGGCUACGUUAUAGUACCCUUUAAAGAUCAUACUAGUUCAUCUAAGCUGCGGCUCUAGUUUUAGGCCUACAGUGUUUAAUAGUGUUGUACAACCACACACUGAGGUCAUUAUAAAUCCUAAAUAAGUUAUCAUACCUCCCCAGACAGAGAGUUGUUGUUUCAGACUUGUGCACCCUGAUUGUUUUGCUGUAGUCUCCGAAUUACAAAAAAGUAUGUCACUGUGUUUUAUGGAAACAUGAACCAGAGCGUGUGGUUUCUCUGUCUUGGACUCUCACAUGAAUUCUUGGAGAGACUUGCUGUUUACCCCAGGGAUGAUGUUGCUUUAACUACCAAAAAAACUCUGUGUCUCAUUACGCUCUCUUAACAUCACGUCUCAUUAUCAUCUCUGCCUGUGCCUGUAUCACCCCCCCUAUACACACACACACAAACACACACACACAAACAGUCUGCAUUACACUUAUUCCUCUGUCUCAGUCCGUCUAAUCCUCCUCUUAUGCAAUCCCACAUUUUGACGUAGAAUUGGAUUGUCUGAACUCUAAAAUGUUAUUGAAUAUGUCAGCCCCUGUUUAUUGUAGGAGAACAUUGUGUUGUAUGCUACAUGUAUGGGACCAGUGUUAACUUCAGGGUUUGGAUUUGAACCUGGUUUUCUAUAAUGAGCUGCAGCAACGUUGAUGGAGAAACCAGAUUUGUGUUUCUAGUUCUUGAUUUGUGGUUAAAAUUACAUCGACUGACCUGGCUCUGUAAUAUGCUAUCAAAGUGUUAGAUUUAUUUAAUGUGCAUUGCUUUAAGCACUUAGUUGUAGUUUAACAUGUAGAGUUGGGUGUACUGAGGAUUAUAAUGUUUAAAUUUCAAUUUUAAUUUGAAUUAACUUUGGAUCAUCUCCUCUGUGAUAAAAUAAUGUUUUUUUCAUAUCAUAGGGAUCGUACAGUGUGUUUCUCUCACAGCAUUUUCUCCUCAUUUCCAUUAAAGUUACUUCAUGGAUGGCCGAGUGAACAAAGUGGAGGAUUUCCUCAAAACUCGUCUGCUGGACACGCUAACUGAACAGAUCAAUAAAGUCAACAAGGUACCUUCAUUUCCCUCUAACUUCGACCAAAUAUUAUCAUGUUUUCAGGAUAGUUGUCCAACCCUGUGCAUGACUCAGAUCUGUACUGGAGAUACAACAUUUUUUAAAUACCUUAUGUGUAUUUGAGGAUUUAGAUCUUGUUUAGCUAAGUUUCAAUUUCAAAUAUUCAGGGAAGAAAAUGAAGAAGUGGAUUCAAUCUGGAGAUCAUAUUUGCUUCCGUUUUAGUCUGCCAGGUUAAGGAUGAGCCUUAUAUAGGCUUGUAUUUGUGAUGCAAGGCAAGGCAUCUUUAUUUAUAUUGCACAUUUCAUACCAAGGCAACUCACUGUGCUUUACAUAAAAAUAUUUUUUUUUGUUUUAAAGAACAGCAUUAAAACAACAACAACAAAAAAACUCAGUUAAAAGCAGGAGCAAUAGAUAAAGUUUAAAAUGAUUAAAAAGAGCUCAGCCACAAGCACAUGGAAAGAGAAAUGUUUUUAACCUGGAUUUAAAAGUGCUUACAGAUGGGCCUGAUUUCAGUUCUGCUGGUAGUUUGUUCCAGUUGUGUGAAGCAUCACAGCUAAAUGCUGCUUCACCAUGUCUGGUUGGAACUCUGUGUUCCACUAUCUGACCUGAGUCAGUCGAUCUCAGAGCUCUACUGGGUUUAUACUGUACUAACAUAUCAUUCAUGUAUUCUGGACCAAAACCAUUGAGAGAUUUGUAAACCAGUAGCAUCCUCUCAGUACAAAAGUAACAAACACAGAAGAUAUUGAAGCACAGCUGAUGAGUUUGAAGAGAUGCCCUAAAGUUAGAAGCAACCAAACUUCAGUCAGGUAGUUUUGUGAAGGAGGAGUGGGACUAUCUGCUGUGUAACAAAACAACUAUAAGUCUAUGAGAUCUGGUUUUUGUGUCUCCACCUCUUGGACAUGAUUAAAUUGUUUAUUUUUAUGAGCGUUUGUUGACAGAUUCAUGUAUUUCCAUUAGCUCAGAGAAAUAUUAAGUGUCAUUAAAACCCUUUUAGCGAGUUGUAAACGUCCUCGUUUACUCCUUUUUGUAAUCCUCCUAAAUGAAACGUACCAGUUCAAGAGACCCCAAAGAAACAAAGCUGAUUUCAUGUUAAAGGACCCGUGUUUACAUUGUUGAUUGCAGAUCGUGAACACACAUGCACCUGGCAAGAAGGUGUGGCUAAGCGGACUGGGGCCAGCGUGGGCAGGUGGCAUCAGUAAUCUCUCAGACACAUACGGCGCUGGUUUUUUGUGAGUUCUGCAAUCAUAUUAAAACUGUUCUGUAAAUCAUGGCACCAAUAACAUCAGCGUAGCCAGCUGAAAAGGAUUAUGUGCAUGUUUUGUUUUAUUGGCAAUAUUUAAGACGAUCAAAAGCGUCGCUGAUGUUUUUCUGUGUAUGUGUUAUUGUAUAUUCCAGGUGGAUGAACACGCUGGGUAUGGCGGCUCUGCAGGGAAUUGAUGUCGUCUUGCGUCACUCAUUCUUCGACUAUGGAUACACACAUCUCGUAGACCAGAACUUUAACCCUUUACCUGUAAGUAUCUCGAAGCCACAACUAAAACUAACAUGGUCAGCCCUGUUACUGUCUGGACCUCAGAUCCAGCGCUUAGAUGGCACCUCUUGCUCUUUCCCGUGGGAGCUAUUAGGAGAGAUGAAAGCCGUUUAGUGGUGAUGAGUGGUUAGACGUGGGGGCGAAAUGCCAUGAAACCUUAGCCUUUUGUCAGAAGCUCAGGACAGUGUCACUGCUCCCCUCAUCCCCCUUCACAACUGUGUGCUCCUCUGUGCAGGACAGCCGGCCGCUGAGAGAUCUGCAACCCGAGAUGCAGAUUCGUGGGCAUGUUUGUUAGAUAGCCUGCAACAUUGUUUAAAACAGAACCAGCUCAAAUCCAGGUCCUGCUGCGGUUUGGUACUAGUAAACACAAACCAAAUUACAACAGGAGUAGUUAAAUCUACUUGUAAAUCACCAAACAUGUUGUUUUAAACAGAGUUUAAACAGCAGAGAUGAGUAGAAAGCAGAGAUUCAGGUUGUAAUGUUCCUUUUUAAGCUCUUAAAUUCAGACAUCUUGAUAAUUUACCCCUUUUAUUAAAAAAGGGCAAUAAAGUUUAGUGUUAAACUGAUCUCAUUCUGCCGAAACAAUAAAUUUAAAGAGUGAAGUAGUGGUAAAACGCAGCCACCGGCCAAGUUCAUAAAAAAUUUAUGAACUAAAUAAAAAGUGGUAAAUAUUACGCUGAGGUUGCCGGGGUGGAGCGUGGGUUAGGGACUUACAUUAAUGACUUUUACAAUAAGUCAUGUUUUUUUUUUUACAAUAAAGGGUAAAGAUGAAAGUAUUCAAACAUAAACCAGACCUGUGUUUUUAUUCCAGAUCCUUUCAUUAAUGCCUGGACAGACACAGCUCUGCAUAGAUUAAAUAUGCACAAUAACUGUUGGCAUAGCAACCUAUGUUAUGGGCUAAUGAUCAUUUGUGCAACAUCUAACAAAAAUGUCUCCCUAAAUCCCUCAUUAGCUCUCCAAACCCGGUUUACCUUUUGCCUCCCCACCAUUUAUCAACUAUACGGUAUUAAACAAUUGCGAUUACUUACAUUUUUCUUCUCUGGUCGUCUCCAUUAUUUUUCGGGGAAUGUUAGUCCCCCGCCGGGUUCACAAUGCUUUAAACAUGGCUGGAUGUUUGAAGGCUGCACCGGCCUACCUGCUGGGAGACUUCACUGCAGGGCCAGUCUGUCCUCUGCACAGGAAAUUUAUGACCUGGCCCCUUCCCCUAUAGGAUGACUCCCCUAUUGGUAGACCUCAGUCAAAGCCCCUUCACCUAUUUUCAAAACCUAGCCAUGUCCAACAAAGUGCUCUGCCCCGGAUCUCCUCUGUUUUCUCUGUGUUGUUCUGUUUAAAAUCCACAUGCGCCUGUUGUCUCCCUCCAGAGGUUUGUUGUAACCUCUGAUGAACGUGAUUGAAGCUCUUGUUUGGGUUUCAUUAGUAUUUGGUGUCUGUCAGAAGUGAGAAGAGAUUCAAGGUGAAUAAAUGCGAUCAUCAAGCCCUGUAUGUAAAAUGAUCAAUUACUCCAAUUCAUCGCCUUUACCUAUUCAUUCACAUAAUUUAACGCUUUUUAAAUCAGUGUUUUCUCUUCUUCUCUAACAGCUGGGACCUUCUUAUUGUCUUAUGAAAAAUCCAAUUAAAGGAUUGUUUUUCCCACUUUUUCAUGGCUGUAGUAAAACUUUAAACACUGACAUGUUACAAAAAAAGAAAGGAUCAUAAAACAAGCUUGACUUUGAUCUCUGAAUUGUUAGGUAUUAACUGGGUCUUAAUCAGGCAGUCUGACUCUCAUUUGCUCAAUUUAGCUAAACACUUGAGGUUAAUCUUUAUUCUUCCCAUUAUCCUCCCAUUAUUCCCUAUUAUUCUGAACUGUGCAGCUAAGCUUAGAUUGGUCUCUGGUGUAUAGUUGUACUUUUCCAGAGUUCUUGACAUGUUACUGGUUUGCUGUUACUGGAGCCUGCUGGUCUUUCUCUGCUUGUUGGUAUUUGUUGCUUUAAUGAUCAUCCUCUCAUUAACAUCUGCUAUUGAUAUGACACCUAUCCAGUAGGUGUAGAUGUUCUGCAUGGACUUAUAUGUAGUUGUUUGAACAUACAUUUUAAUUGUGGCUAACUGGCUGCAUAUUUGAAUAACUGCAAAUUAGGGCCCGACCGAUAAAUCGGCGAGAUGAUUAAAUAGGCCAAUUUUAGCCCGUUUGAGACUAAUCGGCCAAAACUCGCUGAUUUUCGCCGAUAUUUUCAUAAAUAAAAUGCGGAGAAGAAGAUUCGGUUUUACUUCGAAAAUGUUCCGCCAUUUGAACAGACCCCCCAACUUAUCCAGUAGGUGGCGCAGUGACCUCAUGACAAUCUUCAUCCACUAACUACCUCACAGCACAGCAGAGUGACGGAUCUGAAGCAGGCAGCUCAGGGACGCACGGAGGAGAGUGGUCCGCCUCAACUGUAAAUAAACCAGUCAGUGAAAUACACAAUAAGUCAACAAGUUUCAGUACAACACUAUUCACCAUGUUCCCCGCUGUGCUGGUCUCGGUCACGCCGAGUUAACGGUGAAGCACCAUGUAAUAACCAAGCUAAAGUUAGAGUUAGCCACCUGCUAUUAGCCUUGCUACACUGUUAGCCGUGCCAGUAACGGUAGAAUAAACAACAGAACACAUUAGUGAUCGAGCUACUUCUCUUACUGAGGCAGCUGUAUACAGUAUAUAGUAUACUGUAGAUAUUUACAGUAUAAAUGUAUUUUUUUAUAACUUAAUAAAAAAAUUUAAAACAAUCGGCCGAUUAACCGGUAAUCAGAUUUCCCCCCCCUAAUAAUCGGUAUCGGCCCCAAAAAAUCCAUAUCGCUCGGGUCCUACUGCAAAUGCAAAAAAAUGUACAAAAAAGCCCAAAACAUAUGAAUUUAUCGAUGCAUGCUGCGUAUAAAAACAUGCAGUGGAAAGCCUGGAUGUGCUGCAAAGAUGGAAACCAUUCAAGUGUCAAAAAAAAAAGUUAUCAUGUUAGUUAGUCAUGUCCAGUUAUCACAAUAGAAGAUGUGAGAGGCAGUAAACCAUAUUUAUAUUUGAACUGAGGAGUUGUCUCCUUCAUUUGCGACUUUGUACAAGUUCCUCAUCGCCUCAGUUUCUGUUCUGGUCACCCUCAGAGUGUAGUUAAACUGAACUAAUACCUCCUCUGGAAUCAGUGGAAAUUUUUGAUUUGUUUGUUACUUUCUAAGACACAGAAAUUGAUUUUUUUACUCACUUAUUUAACAAUAAUAUUUAUUCAGUUUCUACUAAGCCUGUCCUACUAAAUUCUGCUCACUACUCCCACAAACCUCUAAGCAGCAGAUUAGUUUAAGACUUCUGAGGUGUAAAAAUAACCAGAACCCAGCUGCUAUCAUAAUCCUCCUGCAGGUCUGGCAAACUUCCUCUUGAUUGACUUGUUUUGCAAUUGUUUUGUGGGUUUGAAUGUUAUUAACCGAACACUGUUUCUGUGCUGUUCUAUUUACUUCUAUAAAAACUUUUUCAGCAUGUUUUCCAUUUGCAGCAUGUUUCCAUCAUAGAAUUUGGUUUGGGUUAUUCGAAACGUUUUUUUAAUUUGCAUAAUCUCUUAAUUUGCUGCCUGUUUUGUUCUCAUGAGAAUCUUUGGGGUUGAAGCAGCACGUCUGCUCUUAUUGGCCACCGAAGAUUUGGACAAUGAAGAGGAGGUGAAAACAUUAAAACAGACCUGCAGACAAACCCCUGUGGAUCGGGGACCUCAGAGGGUAUUUCCCAAAUAAUAUCAGUAUUAUGCCAUACUAUUCCCCGAUCUGGGCGGGGUUUAGACGCAGCGGUGGUUAAAAUUAGGUCAGUUCAUUGAUGUUUUUCUUCGACUCGAGUUUUGAAUUGAACACCGAGCGAGAGCGAAGCGUCGCCGCAGCUGUUCUGUUCGAAUGAAACUGAAAGUCUCAUAACUGCUCUUUGUUUCAAACACUAUGCAAUAAUCAAAGAUCACAGUUCUGGCCACAUACUCAUCCACCCAUCCCUCUGCCUGUGGCCAACACUAUACAGUUCCAUACUGUGCUCUCCUUCUUCGAUGCCUUGGCAGCAAAUUAAGUUAAAGCCUGCAUGGAAAAAAGAAGCCCUUAAAUGUUGCCAUAUGCAGGAUUGCAUGGGAACUUCCUGAGGAACACAUGUUGUUCUGAGUCUCUCCAAGAGGUGUUGAGCCUGUGUAGUCUAUAGACUGAUUCUCGGUAUGGUGGACCACUCGAUAAUGAUAACACAAAACAGCGACUCAUGAUGGAGCAAAAUAUUUAGUAAAAACGUCAUAUUUAAGACUCGUCAGUUUCAAGCAGGGCAGCGCGGCUGUUGGAUACCAUGCGGCAUGUUACAUGAACCAUCAGCUCCGACUCUGUGUUUGGUGUUGAAGUGCUGACAUAUCUGAAUUUGACAUUUAUGUGAAACAUUUCACUCACCUGUCACAGAGUUGCUGCUGAGCCAACACGUUUUCACUGUGAAAGUUUGGAAACUGAAUCUUUUUCUACAACCACUAGGACAUUUUCUUGGACGAAUAAAGAAAACGGACAUGUUAGCAAUAUUUCCCUUAAAGGAAAUCCAGAACGCAGCAUCGUCCAAGUGUAGUAAAAAGCCUCUUUCAAUAAAAAAAUCCUUUGACUCUUCUUCUGACCUGCAGCGGUGUUGGCAGCGCCUUUAAAACGAUUCUCCUGCUGUCAGUUAGCGUGGGUUUUAAAACUUCCUCUCCACACCUGUCUGCUUUCACACUGCACCUUUAAAAACAACCAGGUGACACCUGCCUUGAGCAUCUUCAUGAUAAAAUUACCGUCAUAAAACAUCAACUGUGUGUCCUCAUUCAGUGGUGUUACCCUUACAGGAUUACUGGUUCUCUUUGGUCUUCAAGCGCCUGGUCGGUCCGAGGGUGUUAGCUGUGCGGGUGGCCGGACUGCAGAGAAAACCACAACCAGGACGAGUCAUACGAGACAAGCUACGCAUCUAUGCCCACUGUACCAGCUACUCCAAGUAUGUGCUUCUUCAUAACCACCUUGUGUUAGUUUAUAAGCUGCUUUUAGACGCAGCAACAGGAUAGGUUAUCAUAACAUGGCAGAGGAACGUGCUGCAAUGCUUCAAGAAUGUCCUUUAAGUUUUAGAUAAAAAACAGACCGCUGCUUUUGCACUUUCUCUGCUCCUCUGCUGUGUCCUCCUGAAAACACCUGAGGCUCAGUCUCUGGCGGGGGAAGAACAAAAUCCCUCUCUGACCCGCUGAGCUUCCCAUAAAUAAGCAGACAGCAGACACUCGCUCAUUCACAGCUCAGAGCCCUUAAAAACUUAACGGGUAUCACUUAUCAGGUGUGUGGGUUCUGUCUCGCUGUCGUCAAAGAGCCGCUGAAAGGUGUGCGAGGCCUUUAUCCCAUCUCGUAUUGGCUGGAGGGGGGUAUUUGAGGGGGAGGGGGAGGGACAAUAAGGCGGUCUGUGCCACCGUGGCCUGUUCAAGGUUAUCAUUUAACCCAGACCCAGUGGCUGUCAGCACCGGGCUAGACUUACUGCUUGACUCUAGACAGGGCUCGCUUACAGAUGGAGCAUCUCACAGACAAAUAGCAGAUAGAUGGUCGAAAAAUGGGAUUGCAUAAUUGACACACACAGACGCAUGAGGUCAGAUGACAUGUGAGCGAAUAUUUGAAAUAGUUUUCAUCAAGUGUCCUCAUGUAUCCCCCGGAAAUCUGUGUUCAACUUGGAAAAUGCCCAUUUACUUGCAGUUUUGUCACUGUCUGAGUGACUCUGAGUAUUUUGCAAGGUAGUAGUUGAAAGCUUGUGGUACCUGUUUGUCAAAUGUUUGUCAUUUUAACUUGAAAUAACACCUAUUGUCCCUCCUAUUAAAAGUAGGGUAGGCAGGAUCUGAGGAAGUGCCAGUUUUUGGGAGAAAUCUUGAAUGUAAACUCUACCCCUCCCAACCAGUUUUCCCCUCAGCUCCUCCUCUCCCCUCCCUCUCUGCUCCAGAAAGCCCCGCCCACAAACAGACGCUCCCGCUCGCUCGUAUCGUUCCGCUAAAAUUCAGAUAUAAUGCAGAUAAAUACUUCAGAUAAUUACAAAUGGGGCCCAGUCAAGGUGAAAGUAAAAAUCAUUGGUGCUACUGUAGAUGCCAACAGACUACCAGCAAACACAAUGUUUGCAGGACUUCUACAACUAGGAUAAAGUGACAUAGUCCAGGACCCGAGGUCAACAGUUUAGCGAUGGCGCUACAACACGCUACAGCAGGUCCGUUUGACAAGAAACACUUCUGUUACAGACACUUGUCUUACUUUGUUAAAGCGGUUUACCUGUCCAGCAGAAAGGUUACAGGGUCACCAAGAUCCUGAAGCGUCCCCCAUCGUUUUAUGUUGACCCGGCUUUUUUAGCUCUUGUCCGGUCUACCUCCGUUUUAAGCGCCCGUUAUUCCGCCAAAGUCUCUGCUAUUUACUCAAUUUUUUUGCUUGUGUCGGCAGUCGUGGCCAAAGGAGGAUUCAGACAAUUUUCCGAACUUUCUGGUUGGUUCCUACUGUCUGAUGUUGUAGCACGCUAACUUUUUUUGGGCUCGUGAACGACACGGUGGAGCAGCGUCUGCCUCACAACCAAUCAGGUUGGGGAGGUGGAGAACGGCUUUGUUUACAGUCAGAAAGAGCAGGCCAUUCAAAAAGUUUUAAAUGUUGACUACACAGGGAUAAGAGAACACAGAGAUGUCGUUAUAUUCCCAAAUGUCAUCAAUAACUAAUAUCUAUUGACUGAUAUUAAAAGCUUUUUUAUAUAAACACCACAAAAAAAGAUGCUUCUUUAACGGAUUCCUGCCAACCCCACCUUUAAGUGGCUAAGGUGAGGGGGUAGCCUGGGCGUCUGAUUGGCCACCGAGGUUGAAAUCCUUCACUGUGAUUGGCUAUUUGCCUUAUCAGAGCUAACACCUGUAUUGAAAUGAACCAUUGGUGUUGUGUUUUAACAGGCUGUUAGCAGCUCUGUUGCAUUUCAAGGUGGAACAUUUUCUUUUGUUGGUACUUUUAAAGGUGCCCCUGGAAUAAAAUCUUAUUUUAAUUCUAAGAUUUAAAUAUUUUCACUCAUUUAAAGUUAAAAAUGACAUAAAAAAUAAGAAUAAGUUUUGGACAAAGUAGAUGUGAUAAGUGGCAGUAACUCUUCCCCUCAUGUUUACCACUCCUGGCCUCGGAAAACUCAGCCCAGUUUCGCCACCCCAGUCAGAAAGUCUGGCUCCACCACCGCUCCCCUUCCCCAUCAUCCGCUGUCCUUAGUUUCUGAUCAUUUGGUUAAAGAUGACAAGUUGUUUGAUUUGUUUUAUAUACAAUCUGAAAACGUGAAACAAAGCAGCGCAACAGUGUGUUUGAGUUUCCCACACUGAGUGUUACAUCAGCCGUGUGAAAAGAGGGAACGGCUGGAGGUGGCCUUCCAGCUCACCUCAGCAUAGCGAUCAGCUCUGGAGAUGAUCAGACAGAGAAGCGCUAACGCAGACCCUUUUGAAUCUAAUCCAUCUCGCCAUUAUUUCUGCCACUUUGUGGUCGUGCACAGUUCAGCUCUUAAGUGGACGAACCAUUGUAGUCUUAGUGGUUUGGCUGUUUCGAACGAGACGGCAGAGAGCUGAAAUGUACUCAGGCAGACAGCGGUUUGAAAAGUCUUAGCAGUUUAGAUAUUUGACUUUCACUGCCCUUUUACCCCUUUUAGUGGUUUGCAUGGAGUUUUUUUUCCACUUUGUUUCCAGCAAUGCUUCGACAUCAAACGGCAUCAACACAUGUUUAUGCUCCUGGUUUGGAUCUCCAAGAACUUCAUCAUUUGAAAGGCCUGAGGGGUCAUUAUCUCGGCCUCCAUCUCACCGUCUGAUGCACAACUCAGGGGCCCGUCUCUGAGAAAUCUGGACUGCGGCUCCAAGAGUUUAAUUCAGAGCCAGCCUCACCGCGUCCCCGUCCCAUCUACAGAAUGGGACUUCUUUAUUCCUCUCAGUAAACAUAUUGAAGAUUAGCAGUCCUGCAGCGUUAAUACAAUAAAUUUCUCACUAAAAGAACGGAGAUAAGCAUCAAUCAAAACCCAAGAUGGCUCUGAGAUUGUGGGAGAUAUUCAGCCUAAGCCCGGGCCUGACCCUGAACACCAAGGCCCACAUGUGUUAUUCACUACAGCUGUGUUGUCUUUGUCCUCAUAUCGGAGCCCGUUAUUAGAUUUUAUCAUGUUUGUCUUAUCUCUCUCCUUUAGUUAUUUACCUCUGCCCAGUAUCCCUAUCAAGUUGUGUCCCCAGUGCAGCGCUCUCGGGGGAGAGACUCAAACAUUGUUGUCUGUGUAACUCAAGAAGUCUGGCCCGUCGUGUUCACACCCUCCAUCAGACUCUCAACCGUAGAGCAACAGGUUUUUACACUGGAAACUGUACGGGAGAAGCAGAUUUGGUGGCAGAUAGUCUUUAUGGAGUUGAUGAAGGCUUUGGAAAUGAAAUGUGGUUUAUUAUGGUUUAUGUUGUAUAUAGAUGAUAAGUAUUAGACUCAUGAUAAAGAACAUUUCUCUGCGUUAUGAAAUUCCUUUCCUUAAUCUCACUUUCUUAUUUUUCUGAGAACCUUUUGAUCCCGAUUAGAUCAAGAAGUUAAUGUUUGAUCGUAUUACUAAGAGUGAUGACAAUGUAUUAUCAAAGACUUCCCUCUCUUUGUAGUCAUCUUUAAUUACGGAGAAGUUUAUUACAGAUGGCACUGCACUUUAUAACGAAUCCUGCUGAACAGAUGUCAGGAUAUUGUCUCUGUUUUUAUUUGUUGUAAAGGUAAAACAGUCGUAAUGUUCUUCAUUUUCUCUUUGGUAACAGUCAUAACUACGUGAGAGGGUCCAUAACCAUCUACAUCAUCAACCUCCAUCGAUCGCGGAAGAAAAUCAAGUUAGCGGGAACGUUACGGAACAAUACAGUUCAUCAGUACCUGCUGCAGCCUUUCGGCACGGACGGACUCAGAGCCAAGUUCGUUUAUUUUUUUAGUAUGCACACUUGUGGUAUUGUUAAAUUGUCCUCUGUUGGAGGUCUUCUUAUUGAAGAUACCAUCCAAAAGAAAAUUUAAACAUGUUUUUUUUCACCUUUAAUGGUAAUAGCUGCAGCUGUUUUUUAAAAAAAAUCAUUAUUUCUGCAGAGAUCUGAGAGGUAUUAUGGCACAGACUGAGUCUACUUAAAAUGUCAUCAACAACUUAAUACAUCUUUAAUUGUUGGUAUUUUUCCAAACUUUAUCGCUUGCUAAGUACAUAACCCGCAGGGAAUAAAUUUCAUUAUAACAGUAGGUGGUUAGCUUGAGUUGUAUAAGUCAGGCGGAGUCGGUAUGUUCACACACUGAAAUACAGCAACUACACAUCUGUGAUAAGAAGAGUAAAUAAACACAUAAAAAAUGUGAAAGUCUGUGUUUCAAUAAAACUUCUUCCCUUUUAAACUUGGAUUAAAGAUUACUCGAGACAGAUUAAUAAUUUGGAAUAAAUGAGAACAUAUAAAACACACUUUAGCUGAAAAGACCUACAGCAGUGGUUUUGUCCCCCGGAUUUUCACAUCCUUUAAACUUUCAAUUCUGCUCAGCUAAGUUUGAAGUAUUCCAUAUGAUACCAUGAGGUAAUUUAGCGCCUAAAUCUCGACAAUCUCCCUCAAAAUUGAAAGUUUACUCUCUCAGUCUCUUCCUGUCUUGCUGUAAGCCUGCGCCUGUUAUUCUGACUCAGUCUUAAGCCUCAAAUCCUGAAAUAACAGCCUAAUGACCUGUGUCUGUGUGCAAGUGUGUGUGUGUGUGUCCGUGUCAUACGAUACCUACACACAGCCUUAAUUGAGGCUCAGGCAUGAUCCUUCAAUAACAGCAUAAUGACGGAGGAUGUUUUAGGUGUUAGAACAGGAUUGCAUGGCAAUUAAUCGAAAAGCGGGCUAACGACGGGCCUUUUCAGGCUUUAAGUGCUUUCCUUUACCACAGGCAGCACGGGGAGACUUUAUGAAGAAUUUACCAACACCAGAUGUCUAUAAAUUUGUCUGAGUAGUGUGACUUUUUAAAGCUUGCCAAGUACUCAGGUCUCAGCCUCAGGUCCGUGCACGUUAAAGGAAAGCUUUGAGCGAUCCAGAUUCAUAACUUUUCCUUAUUGAGCAUAACCUCUUUUGAUAUUUUAUUAAAUUUAAGGUUCAACGAAACUCUUAUUAAAUCAUGAACUUUACAAUGCCGCCAUUUAAUAUCGCAUGUUUACUAAUAGCAGCUCAAGCUUUAAGUUGAAACAUAUGUGCGAAAGCAAAAAAAAAGCAGAAAAACUGUAUAAAUGUCUCUUAAAGACAUGUUUUAAUGUAGGUUAUAUAAAAUAACAUAUCAAUACUCACAGGCCAUUUACUUUAAUAUAAGUUUAGAUUUUAGACGUGCUUUUAAAGUUAUGUUAGAAGAAAUUCAGUGUGACUGUUUUGCAGAAGGAAUCAUGGUGUAAAAUUCUGCUGAUAGUCAAUAUUCGAUCAGUCGAGGUUAACGCUCAAUUGAUAUUUUUGUUGAGCAGUGUAACUUAAACUUUAUUAAUAAUGUACUUUAGUUAUUUUUUAUAUUUUAUGAAGUGUUUUGUAAUGAUGAAACCAUAAAAAAAUAAAGCUAUACAACAAUUAAAAGAGAGAACAAAAAGGGUUCUAGUUAUACUUUAUGUAAACACUUAAAAAAUUCCAGGUAACACAGUCAUGCAGCUGUGCAACGCAAUUUUGUGGCAACAGCACCCCCAAGUGUACAAAUGACAGAAUCGUAGCUCUCCAGGACUUUCUGUGUUUCCAGAUUUCACAUAUUUUCCCAAAUUAGCAGACUGGAAGCUUUGAUGAUGGUGCAGUGAGGUUUCACAGACUGUCUCUUGUUUACUCCUCGGCGCAGAUACGUCCAGCUGAACGGGGAGAAGCUGCACAUGGUGGACAAUGAGACAUUUCCAGAGUUGAAGCCUAAGACACUGAGGGCGGGACGGACGAUAGCCAUGCCUCCUAUGACCAUCGGCUUUUAUGUGGUCAAAAACAUUAACGCGUACGCCUGCAGGAGAUAA
Messenger RNA from Xyrichtys novacula (pearly razorfish), 67379 nucleotides. The record is from the annotation of a GenBank genome assembly. Lineage: Eukaryota; Metazoa; Chordata; Actinopteri; Labriformes; Labridae.